GGAAGCUCCUGUUACGCAUGCGCUGAAGUCUCUCGCCUGGUGGUGUAACCUAGCAACGGGAGAAGCCGGACGCGUUAGGAAAAGAUUGAGGUGACGGGCGUUGUGGGUUCUUGGGAACGCAGCUACCCGUGUAAACAGUAGCGUACAGAUCUUGCUGAACUGGUGAGGCUUUCCGGGCCAAGGCUGGGCUGGGAAGCCGUCUAAGGCAAGGAAAAGGACGGCUGUUUGUUCACGGGUAACAGUUGAUGAAUCCUGUGGGUUUUACUGGCAACUGUUUUAUUAAUUUUGCAAACAAACAAAAAACAAAAAAAAGCAAAAGCAAGCAAGCAUAUGAAUAAGAUAAAUUGAUUUUAAACGGGAUGGGGGUAUUCAUUGUGUUUAGAGAUUCACGCACACACGUGUAACAACAACGUGCAUACUCUUCCAGAAAAGGCGUUUCCCCUCUGAGCGAGGGGGAAGGGGAGGGGGAGGGAGAAAGAAGGAAAUUGCUUUUUUAAAGAAAGGUUUCCUUUUUGCAAGUAUUCAAAUGUUUUAUGUUUGUUUCAGAACUUAUAUACCGCUCCACAUGAAAAUAAUACCCAAGCAGAACACACACACACACACACACACACACACACACACUGUCAUAUAAAUCAUAGGGCAAUGUAAAAGCAUGAAGUCAAGAAAAAAAUAAAAGCUGAAGGAUUAGAAUGGACUAUUUUCAGUUAGCUCAGUUGGUUAGAGCAUGGUGCUGUUAAUGACAAGUUGCAGGUUCGAUCCCCAUAGUGGCCACCUGCAUAUUCUUGCAUUGCAGGGGGGUGGACCAGAUGACCAUUGAGGUCCCUUCCAACUCCACAAUUCUAUGAUUUUAUUUAAUAUAUUUCGGAUAACUCUUUAGCCCAAUCCCAGGAAUGGUUUCACAGAAGAAGUAUGAGUGCAACUGAACAUAGAAGCAGCAACUCUGCUUGUGCUGGCAGGACAGAGAUGAGUAGGGAGGUGUUUUUCCCCACAUUUUGGACACAUUUAAAGCACUAUUUUAAAUGGUACCAUUUUAAACAGCCAUGGCUUCCUACAAAGAAUUCUUGGAGCUGUUGUUAAGGAUUCGGACAGUUGUUUGGAGGCUCCUAUUUCCUUCCCAGAGCUACAAUUCUGAGUUCCCUGUGAGAGGGAUUGACUGUUCCGCUUCUCGACUUUUUUGAUCCUGUAUCUCCACAUCCCAUUUGACCCUAAUCCCAUUUAAAACAAAAACCAAAACCUGCCACUGGGGAAGAAUGAGUGGGACCACAUGAGCUUUGAUCAAUUUUGAUUAUACUCUGGGCAGCUCAACUAGGUUUUUUUCUUGACUUCACUAGGCUCACUGUGCCACAUCUGAGGAUUUUGUGCUUUACUUGCUUUGCUCUUUAUUAUCAUAUAUGUUUUUCCCUUUUCCAUAUUUGAGAGCUAAUAUUCUCCCUGCCAACAUUGUAGGUAGGGAUAGUUCUGUCUCUCAGGGAACAUCUCCGCUGUAGCUGCAUAAUGAGCCUUGCUUUAAUGAAGAGCAGCUUAGCCAAAACUAUAUGAGGAAAGAAGCAAGGAAUAUACCGACUUACGGAGGAGGAUUUCAGAGGAUUUAGAAAGUAAUUCAGUUCUGAAGUGUACAUUUUUCCAGUUCCUAACAAAUCAGUUGAGGUCAGUUGUGUUACAAUUUCAUGCUGUCAUCUUUGCCACUCAAGGCUGCCCCUGCAUUUGAAAAGGGUGUCCAGGGCAGGAAAGACAGGUUUUAAAAUAAGAGUGAUGCAGUGCAGGCAUUAGUAAUAUGGACUGGCACAGGAGUGACUGACUGCUUGGGUAGGGAUGCCGCAUCUGUUGGAGUAGCUCUCAGAUUUUAUUCAUGAACGUUAAUUAAUUAUUUGAGCAGUUGUUUUAAGCUACCUGUUGUCAAGCACUGAACUUCAAGGGGUGGAGGAAGAAAGAGGCUAAACAGUGAGACCUGCUUUAUGCUGAAAUUGACCAUUGCUCCAUCUAACGCAACACUGCCUACUCUGAUUAGUAGACACUUUCCAAGGCACAGAAAAGUAUUUUGCCAUCCUGCAAGCUGAUAUCAUUUUAACCCAAGACAAGAAGGGCUUGAAAUGGGAUCUUUUACAUAUAAAAUAUAUGCUGUGCCAUUGGCCUGAGCAAACAAAGACCACCACUGCUUUGGUUACCAGAACCUUCCUUGUUAGCAGGAACUUCCCUUUCCUUGGAUCUGUCCGAAUACUAUCAAAUAUAUACAUGUGUGUACUUGUAUAGUAUCAUUGAUGUUUUGCUCUGUAAAGUGCCAGGUAUAAGAAACCAGAUCUCAGUCCUAAAGAGCUUAAAAACUAAAUACAACAGUGGACAUGAACAGAGGAAGGAAAAGGAGGGGCAGUUGUAAUAGGGGAUGAAAUCUUCUUAUAAUCUUAAUUAAAGGUAAAGGUACCCCUGACCAUUAGGUCCAGUCGCCGACGACUCUGGGGUUGCAGCGCUCAUCUCGCUUUAUUGGCCGAGGGAGCCAGCGUACAGCUUCCAGGUCAUGUUGCCAGCAUGACUAAGCCACUUCUGGCGAACCAGAGCAGAGCACGGAAACACCAUUUACCUUCCCGCCGGAGCGGUACCUAUUUAUCUACUUGCACUUUGAGGUGCUUUCGAACUGCUAGGUUGGCAGGAGCAGGGACCGAGCAACGGGAGCUCACCCCGUUGCAGGGAUUUGAACCGCCGACCUUCUGAUUGGCAAGUCCUAGGCUCUGUGGUUUAACCCACAGCACCACCUGCGUCCAUUCCCUUAAUUAGGUGUUGCUAAUGCCUAAUCAAUUAGGAUUGACAAGGCAGUUGCCAAUCAGACCGAAAAGUUAUUAUUCACCCAUUGUGCUUCAUUGUUCCUUAUACACCAUGGCACUCUGAUAGUCAUCCGCAAGGCACUCCUUUCACAGAAAAGAUUUUAGCUGGAGUGUGGCUGCCCUAUGCUCUGACUGAGUUCUGACUGGGUCCAAUCCCUGUUAAUGUUAUUGACAGAAGUUAGAUGGGCCUUAAUAACAAGUCCAAGUAUUCUUCCAUGCUUGAUAUCUUUUGAUUAAUUUAUUCCUCUUGUGUCUUGGACAACUUUGAUACCCCUCUAACUCUUCAGGAGAUACACUUAACUGGUGUUAAGGAAGGGGUCUUAAGAGUUCUGAUGAUAAAUGUAGCAACCAGGAGGGAAGCUUGCUUGUUAGCGAUUUGAAGCAAUGGACUUGCACUUUGAUGAAAGGAGUAGGAGUGAAAACAGCCACUUCCUAGUCGUAUGUAUUUAUUGAUUUAACAACAUCAAAAUAUAAUUCCAUGUUACCUAACACUGGGGGUGAGUUUUUAUUUUAAUCAAGCAAGUAUCUAUUAGAGUUUAAACCAACUAAGUGGUACACGUGAGUGGUUGCAUUACCCUGCUUUUCAACGGCACCUGAAAUAGGUAUCUUUCUGCUUGUUUCUGCAGCAAACAUGAAUUAAAUAACACAACUGGAACAUCCAUAUAUUUUUGGGUUUAGAGAUGGAAAGCAGGGCUUAAUCUAAUUACAGUGACACUUCUUUAAGCUCUUUAGUUUAUGUGACCCUUUAAUAUGAUUUGCUUUUAAGACAGCCCCCCUCAUCUUUUUCAUAAAAUUGCCCUGCUGUUAAUUUAAAGCAAGUGAUUGAAUAGCUGCCAUGUUCCAUUUAUUUUAGGUUUAUAUUAAAGCGCUUUUUCUUAAAGUCUUUCUCUCUUGGGAAGAAGGAUUUUGCUGUGCAUCUCAGCAAGACAUCGGAAAUCUCACACAUCAUUUUUCCAUUCAGAUUGUUUGUCACAGCUUGUGUUAUCCCUGUGGUUUACUAGUGUCACAUCCACUAGAAAUCUGGAUUCUGCCUUACGAACCCUUACAAAUUUUACCCCAAACAAAGUUAAAUUAAUGGAGCCAAAUGUUGUCAUCUGUCUCCAUUAAUUUUAUUUCAUGAACGAGUAAUGACUAUAUUUAGUACUGCAUCACACAGUGAAAAUGUUUGCUUUUUGAAAUAGCUUACAAGACUCGGUUUUAGAGUUUUCAGCUAGGGACAGGAUCUUCUAGUGGCUAUGUGUGUUUGCACAAAAUGAUAGACCAUGAGUUAUGGCUUAAUAAUCCACAAUGUAAAUGAGUACUGUGCUGGUAUAGGCAGCCCCUUCACUCCCUCUUUAUUCCUCCCUUUGCAUGAGCACAUGUAAGUGGAAAGUUUUGUGUGGUUUUUGAUCGUGGGAAUCUGGUUUAUUACUCUUAAACACACCAGAAUUGGCAAACCAACAACAAAUCCCUGUUUAAAAUUGGUUUAUGAUUUUGUCUUGAUCAAGAAAAACUGAUGAGAAUCCCAGAUUCAGCACUCAUAUUCAUUUCUGGUUUGUUUACCUGGUUGUACAGAGGGAGGAGCAAACAAUAUAUAAGACUACAUACCAAUGACUAUAUAUAAGACUACAUACCAUACUUAAUACAGUCAUACUUCGGGUUGAAUAUGCUUCAAGUUGAGCGCUUUCGGGUUGCGCUCCGUGGCAACCUGGAAGUAAUGGUACGUGGGUUGCGUUCGCUUCAGGAUGCGAAUGGGGCUCCGGAACAGAUCCCGUUCGCAUCCUGAGGUAUCACUGUAUUCUCACUCCCUUAAUCCAGCAACGGAGGAAGCCACUUGGGCGCCUGGGGUGGUGCGCCCAGGGGCGAGGCGCACCACCCAUAGAGGUGGGACGUACCACGGGACCUCCGGAGUCUGCCUGUCUCCUCCCACUCAGCCACCCUGCAGCUGGGGGGGGGGGAGGCAGAGAGUGGACCGUAUGGGCAGCGUGCAGCCUGCGUGCACCAAAGCCACCGCGUCUCUUCCAGGAGAUACGCAUGGCUCGGGCAUGUUGCACGCCCCACGGUGAGUGCUGCCCGGCAUUUUGUCACCCUCCUCAGUGGUAACCCCCAGGGCGGCCCGCCCCUACCGCACCCCCUUCCUCCGUCCCUGCCUUAAUCAUGUUUACAGAAUGGAGAGUGGACUGUGGCAUUGUUUUGACUCCUUCUCCUACCCUACAACUCUCUGAUGUGAAUUUACCCUGCUGGACAUAAGCAUUGUUAAAGCCUAUGUUGUCCACAGACAGCUUUCCAGGUCACAUGGCCAACAGGACUAAACUGCUUCUGGCGCAACAGAACACUGUGACGGAAACCAGAGCGCACGGAAACGCCUUUUACCACUGUUUAUUUAGGGACGCGGGUGGCGCUGUGGGUAAAACCUCAGUGCCUAGGACUUGCUGAUCGUAAGGUCGGCAGUUCGAAUCCCCGUGGCGGGGUGAGCUCCCGUCGUUCGGUCCCAGCUCCUGCCCACCUAGCAGUUCGAAAGCACCCCUAAGUGCAAGUAUUUAAAUAGGUACCGCUUUAUAGCGGGAAGGUAAACGGCGUUUCCGUGUGCGGCGCUGGUGCUGGCUCGCCAGCUGCAGCUUUGUCACGCUGGCCACGUGACCUGGAAGUGUCUUCGGACAGCGCCGGCUCCCGGCCUCUUGAUCGAGAUGAGCGUGCAACCCUAGAGUCGGUCACGACUGGCCCGGACAGGCAGGGGUACCUUUACCUUUUAUAUAUACCGCUCAAAGAGGAUACUGUUAUCCUCCUAUUCCUCUUCGCUCAGUUAGGAAUAUAUGUGUGUAGUACAGAAGUUAGGUUUGGAAUAGAUUCUGUUGCUGCACAUUAAAUAUGAUUCGCCUUGGUCAUGUAAACACAGCUGGUAAAAGGAUGAGGCCAAGAAGUAGUCAAAUUUGUUGCAGGAAGUUUCUGCUAAAGACAGAAGCCUGCACAAUGACUAAAUAAUCAGCAAUACAAUCAUGAUGCUAAUCAACUGGGAAUUUGCAUAAUUGAGGGGGAAAGUACUCCUGGUUCAUAAUUUUUCAACAUCUGUGUACAUUUGUGUGAUUAACAGAAAUAAUUCCACUUAAUUAUAACAUGCCCAUUUUUUAGUUGCCAAUAAAUGAAAGCAUUUCUUGUCCUGUGUUGCUUCAGGUUUCAGAGGAUAGAACAAAUCCAGUGAACUAGCAAGGAAAAGAAGACAAUUGACUUGGAUCCUGGUUAUAGGUGGUGGGGUAAAAAAGGUAAUUAAGUUCCUGAAAACAAAUAGUUGCUUCAUAGCAAUAUUUUUUCCUGCAAAUCUUAGUGCAUUUUUAUGUUGUUAUUGAACUGGGAGAGGGGGUAUGGGUGGGGUGGGGGGAAUGCAGUUUAGAUGUACCAAAGCAGGGAAAUUAUAUAAUUCAAAACACACUAAAUGAAAUCCCAAGGUGAAAAUUUGAUUCUCCAGCCCUACCACUGAGCUUAUGUAGUUAUACCUUGUAUAGAGCAAAACCUCACAUAAGUUCAAGAUGAUGAGGUUAUAUCGUCACUUAUCAGUUCAAGAUGAUGAGGUUAGAUCUUCAGUUAGCACAGGUGUAAAUGAGAGCACAGGGUCAACAGCUCUAGAGAAUCAAUUCCAUAUUUAAAUAAGUGCUUCUUAUAUAAUUGUACAAAGCUCUCCCUGCCCCGCUCCCCUUAUAGGCAGAAUUUAUGCUUUUCAGCUACAUAUAUGUGAUACAUUUAAGUGGGUUGGCAAACUCGAAGUUGGUGCUAUCAGGUUGAGCCAGUGCUUAGGAUCACAGAGAAAAUCAAAUAAAAAUGGUAAUCAGUUUUCUGUGGGAAGCCUAUAUAUUUUAAUUUGCAAAGAAAAGAAAGUGAAGAUAUUAAAUUAAUAUAUCUACUGUAUAUAUAGUAGGCAUAUAUAUGGAUUAGCUGUGUUGGUUUGGGCAAAACUACUAUCCUGGCAAACGUAUGCUGCUCAAACAGAAACAUUAAAAUUAGUGUAGGGAUAAGGAUAAGGAGUAGGCACUUGCAAGGGAGAAUUGGCAAACUGAUGGGUUUAACUCGUCCUGUGCUCUCCUGUCAAAGUUCCACUGACAAGCCGUACUUUCCAGUGUUUUCUCUGCAGUUAUACAUGCUCUGUGUUUUGGAGUCUGUGUGUAUGUGUUCAAAUGACCAUGUGUGUGUUUAUGUAUGGCUCUUAUACAGGAGAAUUAACAGAGGAAAAUUAAACACACUCCUUCAGCCUUGUAACACAGGGUUGGGAAACCCAUCUCUCCCUUGUAAAAUGUUCCAUGCACAAGGAUUGCAGAAGUGAAUCGCGAUUACAUUUAUCAAUCUAAACUUUUUUUCAAGAAGCUAUCAUUGUAUACGUUUCUACUUUUGGCGCGCUGCUGAGCUUAGUUGUAGAGAAAAGCUGAAACUCUAUUCCUAUGCAGAACCAAUGAUUUCAAUUGAAGCCUUUUUUAUAGCAGUCACUCUGUUUCCUAAGGCUCCCAUCUGUCUUUAUGUCAUUGCUGUGCUGACUUGUAUAUUGUACUGAGAAUUGACAGACCUCCUGUUGAGUUUUAGUGGUUACACUUCAUAAUAGUACACAUUGUGAAGUCAGCUCAUAAAUUGCAACCACAGAUUCCAAUUAUAACUAGAGUUGUAUGUCAUGUUCAUGGGUCUUCGUCUGAUUGAAUUUUUGUGUACUUUAUAUUCUAGCUGAGAUCUAAUAUAAAUAUACAUUAUAAUUGCUGGCAUUCUGGCCUCAUCUGCUUUGGGCUAUGCUAUAAAUACCCACCCCCUUUUUUAUUUUUCCACUAAACACAUAUGAACAGAUUUGAUUAGUGUUGGCCAAAUGCACCAUUAGUAUGUGUAAAUGAUACAGCUCUGUGAAUGCAAAAAUUGCCAGCAAACUGCCGUAAAUGUACAUGUGCCUGCCUUAAAAUGCAUCUGAAAAUAAAGCCAAAUUUUUUAAACUCCAGUAAGUGCAGAAAAUGGUCUUACUUAUCACAACCAAAAUCUGGUUAUUUCUGAAGUUUGAAAGCAUCCUUAAGAGCUAGUGAGUGGCAUUAUAAGAGCUUUUUGAAGCAAGUGAAAUUGAGCUUCUACUGCUUUAGCAACUGCUAGAGCCAUGGAUUACAUCAGGAUGGCCAAGAGAUAAAAGGCUUUUGCUAACAGCUUGCAUUCAGCAGAUAAAGUAAAUCUAAGAAUCAUUCCUCACUCCAGUAACAAUCAUUCCAUGAAGUCUACUGAAUUAUGGUUGAAACCCUGUGUAAACUGUGUCCACUCAACAUUGCUUGUCUGUUCAUCAUCUGCUCUUUUGUUUGUUUUUAGAAUGGGUAAAAAAAUUAAAAAGGAAGUGGAGCCUCCUCCCAAGGAUGUGGUAAGUUUAUAAAACACUCCUCACUAUAAAAAUGAAAAUGUUUCACAAUUAUAACAUUCAAGUUUUCUCUCCUCCUUCAAUCUUUACUCCCACUUACUUCCCCUUCUGCCUCUAAAAAUGUCUUGUAAAGAUAAAGAUAAAUAACAUUUUUGUUUCAGUUUGACUGUGUGUGUAAACAGAGGGACCAAUCACAUUUAUUUUCUGAAAAAUAUUAUAUUACGGUAGGCCCUUUUCUACUUGGAAGAAGAAGAAUGGAAGAGAAAGGAAUAUGCAGUAUAAUCUCUGGGUUUUGACUGUGGACAUUGGGUUGCCACCACCUGUGGAGUAAAGGUGGAUCUCAAGUCUGAUUAUGUGUGAGCUUUGUCCUUGGUCUAGAAAAAAUCUUGGCCCCUAAAAGAUAGCACCCCUGGGCUCAUGGGGCUUAUUCUUGGGAAGUGGGGUUAGGAUUAGAGCCUUGGAGUUGUUGUGCAUGAUGUGGCUUAUUUGUUGUUUCAGGCUGUAAGUAGCCCACCUUAAGUCUACAUAGUGAAGGUUAGGAUAUACAUUUAAAUAAAUAAAACAUUUACAGCUUGCAUGAAGUCACAUGUGUAUAAAAGGGCUCAACUAAUCAAUGUCAUUACAUGAAAAAACAGGUUCCACUGACAUCUUCUGCUAUGCUAAGGAUCAAGAUGUAAGUAAAAUCCCACUAUCUUAAUUCAAAUGGUUGCUUCAGUUUUCAAACAUAUGACUCCAGCAAUUGAUCUGUUCCCCGAAUGUUCUGAAGCACAUCUUUCCACCAUCUCAUGAAAUUUUAGAAUAGUCUUCAGUGCUCAAAACUGAGAACAUUAAAAUAUGGUGGGAACAAAUUCUUCAUCUUCUUCUCUAUGGAAUACCAUGUAUAAAAUUGUUCCAGAAAGCUGUAGAAGUUUGGAGGUGCUAGCUUAGCCCAAUAUACCUCUUUUCUGCCACCUGACUGUUUCCUUCACAACUUGUGACAAAUCUUUCUGCUCCAUUUUUAACCUCAGUAGAAGCAGCAGAAGGAAAGGAUCUGGUAUGGGAGUAGAUUGUUUCACUUCCACCCAAAUCAAAAGCAUAUUGGGUGAUCUAGUCUGUUUCCCACCAGUGUAUGCUGCUUUCCUGACAAGGAGAGGAGUACAUUCACUUACAAAGGACACCUGGCUUUUUCCUUUUGUGGAAACUAGGUUCAGGUAUCCUGUUUCUUUUUUAAGUGAUUGAACUGUUCUCAGGUUUCAUAAAACUGGAAGAAUAAUUCACGGGUAGUUAAAAUACAAGGACUAUAAACUGCAGAUUAUAUUUCUAAACUUGUUAUGCAAAUUAAAAGAUGUUUGAAAAGAUGGUUUUCAAGAAUAUUUUAGAAGAAUUAUCCCAACAUUAUUUUACCUCUGUUGCAAUUGUUGCAAUGAAACCAUUUAUAAAGAGGAUUUCUGCUUUCCCCCAUAAAGUCAAAAAUGUUGAAGCAAAGAAUGUUUUUAUAUUAUUAUUAUUAAAGAUUUCUUAGUUUACAAAAAUACAUUCAUUGUCUCUUUUUUCUAGUUGUGUUUUCUACAGAUCAGUUUCAUUUGUUGUGAGACAUUAGUAUUGCAUGCAGUAUUAGGUUGGGAAGAAAAGAGGGGCAAGAGGGGGAUGGAGGAUGGUGAGUGGGGUGGGGUGAUAAUUCUUCUGUUCUUCUACUUCGUGUAUGUGUGGGGUUUUGUGGCAGUGUCCCUUGUAUGGGUUCAGUGUCACUUGUAUGGGUUCUCCUACUAUUCAAUUGUUGUAUUUCCUUGGUGGUGAGAGAGGUUGCGGUGGCCUAGGGUGUGGUUGCUUGUCCUUGGUUGAGAUUUGUUUAUAUGUGUGAGUGUGUGGGGUGUGUGGAUUUUUGGAUCAACUUCGCCAGAUUGGUUCGCAUGCUGUCAGUGGAUUCUUGUUGUCGUCUUGUCGGGCUAUGUAUGUGAUAAAGGGGAACCAUAUCGGGGUGAAGGCGUCUUCUAUUUGAACCCAUGUCAGUUUCAGUUUAUUGGUUAGUUUUUCUAGUAAGGCUGUUUCCCAUACUAUUUGAUACCAUUGGUCCAUGUUUACUCCUGACAGGACUUUCCAGUGUCUGGCUAUGAUGCUUCUGGCUGCUGAGAGUAGGUGGGUUAUGAGCUCUUUAUAAUGUGAGUGGUCAUCAGUAUCUUGUAUUUUUAAAGUUACUCUUUUUGAUCUUCCUUGGAAAUAGUGGGCAUAAAUUAUUUUGUUGCUAUCAUAUCAUGCUGAACCAUGCAAGUCUACUCUUCUAGCCUAAUAAUAUUUAGUCCUUACAGGUUUGGUGGUAUGUUCUGUAAAAUAUUCCAACAAACCUGUGUUGACUGUCCAAUGUGGAAGUUUAUAUUUCUCUUAGUCUAGUACAGACAUCCUUGCUAAACUUCAGAGAUUAACCAUAAGUGUUGUGAUCUGCAUGUAGCCCCAUAUUUGUGUGUCUGCUUUAUGACUUGUCAUUAUUUCUAUUAGCUUGACUACCACAAGCACAUAUUCACUCGGUGGAGUGGAGAGCCAUCUGUCACUUUCGGCCAGCCUAACUUCUGUCAUCUAUGGUAACUUCUGCAUUAAAUAACUGCAACACAUUAUACCCAGAAUACAGGGUACCUCAACAAUUUUGCCAAAAAAAGCUCAACAACGUCUGGAUAGGCCACCCUAUUGGUCUGGAUAGGCAACCCUAUUACGUAUAUGGAAACUUCAGCUGGUGCAGAAUUCAGCGGCCAGGUUGCUCAUCAGUACAAGAUGGUUUGAGUAUAUAAUGACAAUCCUGGCCCGACUGCACUGGCUGACAAUUAGUUUCCCAGCCCAAUUGAAAGUGCUGGUUUUGACUUAUAAAGCCUUAAACACGUCAGGACCGCAAUACAUCAAGGACCACCUGUCCCUAUAUGAACCACCAUGGACUCUUCAAUCAUCACCUGAGACACUUUUUCAUGGGCUGCCAAACACAAGAGGUCCAAAGGGCAGCAACGCAAGAAUGGGCCUUUUCUGUGGUGGCUCUCGGCUUGUGAGAUGCUCUCCCCAGGGAUGCCUGCCUGGAGCUUUUGUUACGUAUUUCUAGGCGCCAGGCAAAAACAUUCUUCUUCUCCCAUAAAAAGAUAAAGGCCCCCUGACAGUUAAGUCCAGUCGCAAACAACUUUGGGGUUGCGGCACUCAUCUCGCUUUACUGGCUAAGGGAGCUAACGUUUGUCCGCAGUCAGUUUUUCCAGGUCAUGUGGCCAGCAUGACUAAGGUCCCAUACCUUUGGCUAAUUAAACCAUCUAUGGCCUUUUAAACUGUGUGUUGGGGUGUGUGUGUGUGUUUCUAACAUUUUAAAACGUUUGUUACUAUGUUGUGUAUUUUUGUGUUUUUAUAUUGUAAACCGCCCUGUGAUCCUCAGAUGAAAGGUGGUAUAGAAAUUUAAUAAAUAAAUAAAUAAAACAAAACAGGAAUAUCCAUGAAUAGAGAGUGAGGGAGCUAAAGUUAGCUUUCUUGCAUCUGUACUUUGCAGAGAGAUGACUUUCCUGCUCUCUCUCUUAAAAACCUAUACGGCAGUUGGUAUCUCACUUUUGUAUGAACCGAAGGCUGGCAGCUAAAUUGCAUCCUAGUCGGAGUUUGUUUCCCAGACAUAUGAAGUUUAUAUAAAGUUCUCAGCCAAUUCAGAAGUCUGGCUUGGAACUGAUCAGAACUUGAGGAGUACUAGAAUGAACAGUGAUAUAGAUACACUGGCGGAGGAAGAGGAGUGCAGGGGAAGCGCACUGCCCCCGGCAGAGUGAUCCCAGUAUGGUGCCAUCGCAGCUGCCCCCCCCGCCCGCCCGUGCUGGGCGCCAUGCCCCUGCAGGUGGCAUGCCCUGCCCCCGGGACGCGCGCCAGCCCCACCCCCGCCUGCUCUCUGCCCCCCCAGUGCCGGAGCAUGAAGCUCCGCCACUGUAUAGAUAAGGAGACUCUACUGCUUCCAAAAUCUCCCAGGAUGGCUUCAACUGUUUACAUUACACACUUGCUCAAAUUCUGUUCCACAUGGUAGAACUUAUUAUUAUUUAUUGACUAUGUAUACCGCCCUAUACCCAGAAGUCUCAGGGUGGUUUACUCAUAUUUCUGAGUAAACAUUAAUAGGAUGCACUGUGAAAAAGACUUCUCACCUUUGACCCCAAGGUCUUGAGUUUUGAGUCAUUAGUUUCCAACACUAUACACUAUAGUUUCAUACUCUCAUUUUGUUUGUUUUAGCCAGACCUUUGUCUUCUGUGAGAUUUAAACGAAAACAUAUUUACAGAAAUUUCCAUAAAACCUAAAUAACUGAACUGAUUUUACCUUGCUCUUAUUUCAGUACAAACAAAGCUACCCAAGGCUUCUAUGACUUUUUAAAAAAAAACAACUUUGCUGUCUGGCUCAUUGCUCUCAUGUUAUUAUUAAGAAAUAAAAUUUGUUCGGAUUGUGGCUUAGAAUGCAAUACUCUGUAUACAGUACUUACUUGAGAAUAAGUCCCAUUGAGGGCAGUGGCUUUUGCAGCUGAGCAUACAUGCAUAGUAUGUGUCUGUUAGAUGCACUGUUGAACCAAGAACUAGAAAGACUGGCAUUUCUAACCAUAUUAAUGUUCUUAAAAUUGUUCCCACAAUGUAGACUGGACCCGACAUGGUGUAGGCUUGGCAAAAAAUAGUUGGUCCAGAUCCAAGAUACUGUUUUAAUUGAGCAUGAUAAAAGUGCCUAAUUUUGUUUGAAUGUAAAGCAUUCCAAAAUGUUUGAUUUAAACUGAAGAAUGAAAGGCUUUUAGAAGGAUUUGCCCUUUCUCAAACUAUGUUGGUUUCAAGCAAUCUAUUAAAUAGGGUCAGAACAGCUGGAUUUCAUAGCAGAGCUCUCUCUGUUUGAGAAAGGUCAGAAAUGGAAAUGAACAUUUUGCAUCGCUUCCAGAUGGCUGAAUCAUGACAGUGCUUUGACCGGUCGGGCAUCAUGGAGAGCUGGCCUUUGAGAUACAAACUUAUGUGAAGACAGCACAAGAAGGGCCAUUCUAUUUUUAAAAUAUAUUUAAAAAUAUCCACUAUAGACUAGAAUAUCCACUAUAGUUAGUAGUGCAGAAUAUGCAAUCUAUGGCCAAAUUCUGUCACUAUCUUUGAAUGCAUUUAGCUGUAUAGAAAGAGAUUGCUUUGCUCAGAUUAUUUUCUAGAGAGAGUGCUUUGCUGGCUCUCCAGUGAGCAGAACAACAAACUGAUGUUGCCAAAAACUUCUUGGAGUCUUGCCUGGCAUCAAACAAUUAAGUCAUUCCUGUUGCCUAAAGAAUGCUUUGGAUCCACAAGGGAGCUGCAACAUUUCACCAGCUUUAUUCAUAAUGUAUGGAAAAUCUUUUAAAUCUCCCAUUUGACAUUGUGAGAGCAAUCCACCAAGCACUUACGCUGUACAAAACUUCUAUUAGUUUAAAGGGGCAUGUGUGGGAAGAUGUGCAAAAUUUCUGUUGAAAUUAGCAUAGCUGGCCGUGUGUGGAAGGCUGUGAAAGAGGAAAAGACUUUGCAGAAUUGGUGGUUGUGAAUAGUGGCCGCCACCACGGGACCCAGCUCCACCUUAGAGGGCCAGUAUGGAUCUGCCAAUGCAUAUAGUAAAUUCAUAACAGGCUCCACUUUGGUUUAGCCAUUGGCCAUAGGGCACAGGAAGUUUAAUAGGAAGAAAAGGGCAGAUGUCUGAAUUCCUAAGAUUUAUACAGCCAUUCAAGGGCAAUCAGAGUCUCAUGGAUUGUAGAAGAAUCAAGAACCCAGAAAGCUAUCUGGUAAUAUUAUUUUAUACUCUGCUGCUUUCUAUAAACCUCUGUAAGGCACAGGGAGCUGCUUUACCCAAGUCAAGACUAUUGGUUUUGGUCAAUACUAUCUGCAGUGACUGGCAGUGGCUCUUCAGCAUUAAAGACAGGAGGCUUUCACAGUCCUGCCUGGAGGUGCCAAGGAUUGAACCUGUCACCAUUUGCAUGGAAAGCAUAUGCUCUAUGUACUGAGGGCCCAUCCAUAUUAACACAUUAAGUCUUUGAAUUAUAUUUUUUGUGAUGUACUUUACCUUUUCACAUAGCAAAAAAAAAGAAAAAAGGGUGGAGUAGCUCACAUGUAGGAUCCUCUAAAAUUUUAAUACUGAUUCUAUGGACUCAUUCCCACAUAACAUUAAGCCAAAACAAGGCUAAGAGUGAAUGAAGAAGCGUACUGGUGCCUUGCAUGCCCUUUGCUCCUACACUAAUUCUGCCACCGCCACCACUGCAUGGUUUGGCUUAGUGUUACCUGAUUUGUCUUGCUCCAGGCAAACUGUGAAUGGUAAGCCAAGAACAUGAUUUGUUUGGAGCAAGACAACGAUGAGUCCAGGUUCACAUAAUGUUAAACUGUGGAUUGUCCAGUUGCAGGACUGGAGGAGGAGCAAAUCAGCUGAGUUUUUUGCUUUGUGUACCAGCAUCCUUACUUGUUCAUACUGAGCCAUAGCUUGGUUUAGUGUUACCUAUGAACCUGGGCAAUGUUUGCUUACGUGCCACCGUUGCAGCUACAAAUGUACUAAAGAUAAAAUGUACUUGCUAGAGUCCAUACAGAUGUGGAUUUCAUUUAAUGUUAUUCAGCUCAUUUCAUUCACAGAAUUGUAGAGCUGGAAGGGACCACGAGGGUCAUCUAGUCCAACCCCUUGCAAUGCAGGGAUCUUUUGUCCAUUGUGGGGCUUGAACCCAUGACCCCGAGACAAAGAGUCUCCAUGGCAUUGACGCAUCCUGAUGCAAAAGAUUAUGCAACUGUUCAAUUGCAUUCUGUGAGGGAAAUGAAUUAGCUACUUUCCCCACUUAUACCUUAUUUCCAUUUUGUUUGUAUCAUAAAAAAGGAAAAAUAAUAGAUUCUGUCCUGCAUAUAUAUUGGUGUCAUUACAUUAUUUUCUAUACUGGUGUUGAAGCUAAUGUUACUUAGCUUCAGAUAGCAGUUCUUCAGAAGACUUUCAAUAAUCUAAGCUGUCACUCUUGAUAUCCUUACUUCCAUUUAACAAUAUUCUUUCUGAGCUGACAUAACCCGCAUUGUGUACAAAUUCCAGAUGCAUUUGAAUUGUAUGGUUUUAUACUCCCGUUCUUUCUUGCCCCUUUUGUAUCCCUAGUAACCUGUUUGCUUUUCGACUGCACCUGCACAUUGAACAGAGUUCUUCAUUAAGCAGUUUACAAUGAUCUCCAUUCAUACUUUUCCAAACCCUUUUGUGUAGGACCUUGAGAACUGGUUGAGCAAGAACACAGGAGUGACAAAAGUGUAAUUCAUGUUGAAAAUUAUCUGUGGACGCUAUAUUGAGUUCACACUGUUUGGUCAUAUCUGUAGGUUCUUCACUACCCUGUUUAUAUGUGAUUAUAGCCUAUCAGCAAAAAAUGUUAUCUCACCUAAGAACUCCUUAAGUCUGUCCAGAGCCGACAGUAUCCCAUUCGGCACCACAUUGUCAGCUUUUUCCUUUUCAAGAUCACUAAAUUUUAUACGUUAUAUAGCCAGUUUCCAGCAUCCUGUCCUUUUCACUCACUAGGAAACAUGACGCCCUCUAGGCCUUUCUGUCUAGUCCUCAGGACUCUUCUGAGACCACACCACCUUCACAGGUCACAUCCCUUGCCAGCCCUCCUCAGCACUCUUCCUUGAGUCCUUUUGCCAGGCUGAAAUGUGUCAUUGGAACUGUUAGAUUAUCUUUUGUUUGCCUGGAUGGAGGACAGAGUGAUGUGUGUGAGUGUGUAGAAUGGUCUAUGGUUUGUAUGGCUAGAAUGUAGACUAUUGUACAAAGGUAAGAGUUGCAUCCAUUGUGCUGCCCAUUUUUACCUCUAGUAACCCUAUCCUGACUUUCUAUUCUAAUUUGAAAUAUCAGAUUAUAUCCAGUGUUUAAUUUCUGUAUCAUCCAUGAUAAAUUUCCAGAAUGGACAUUAAAGAUCUGUAUGUUUCACAUUUGCUGAUAAUCUUAUAAUGUUGCUUUCUAGUUUGAUCCUUUAUCAGUUGAAAGCAAGAAAGCCGCAACUGUGGUGCUGAUGCUCAGUUCUCCCGAAGAGGAAGUUUUGUCUAAAGCAUGUGAAGCUAUCUAUAAAUUUGCAUCAAAAGGUUAAUGUUUCAGUUAUCAAAUCUUACCAUAUGUCUUGUCUUUCUUCUCAUUAAUAAAUCUGUUUGGUACCAAAAGAUUUCCAUUAAUAAUUAUUGCAGCUGCUACAUAAUAUUUCUUAAGUCACAAGUAUAUGCAAGAUAUUAUCCAGAGUGCAGUGAUAUGGUUCCUCUCUUGAUUAGCUGGGUCAUGGCUAGCAAUGAGAUAGAAAUUUGCUUCAGUUUGGAUUGCAAAACCAAUAUGUGAACCAAAGUAGAGCUACCCUUCAAAAUUCACACUACAUUUUGAAAUGCAGUUCUUCACACACAUGUGUACAAAAAUGUGUAUAUUAGGAGAAAGUGUGGAUGAAAAUGCAUAUUUAAGUGAAAACAUAUGGGGAAAUUGCUUGCAAAAUUUAUAGAUAAAAAAUGCAUACAAAACGUAUGUAUUAGAAUAAAUUUGCACUAAAAAAGCAGGUGAAUUUUCAUGAACCCCUUUUUUAAAUUGCAAACUGAUGUAGAAAUGUGGAGAACUGAAAUUGUGAUUGGAAAAACAAGAAACUGAGUGAAACAAAACUGAGAGAUUUUGUCCAUCUCUAGUCAUGACACAUGAGCAGCCUCUGCAGGGUGAAGACGAGGGAAUUUCUUAGCCAGAUCAGACUUACAGCUGAUCCAGACAUCUGCUUCUGACACACGUUUUAUGGGAUUGUACCACUGAAGAAGGGAUGUGAGGGAUCAUUUCUUUAAAACUGGCUGAGACAAAAGCUUGCAAGUGAGAUGCUUUCUACCUCCUGUGUUAGCUCUUCAGCUGCAGCAAGAUUUUAAACACAACACUUUUUCUUGUUAUUCACCGCAUAUAUUCUGAGUUGUUUUAGUCUCGAGAGAGAACAGUAGAAGCCCGUUUGAAUCAGGUGUAACAUCAAAGGCAUUGUUCCUGUUUUUGAGGUGCUAGAAUAUCUUCCCAUUAGUUUCUGUGUGGGGUGAAGAAAGCAACUUCACUUUCAAAAGCAGCCAUAAGCAAAGUCAGCACUAGACAACAUAUAUUUACCUGUUGUUGUUGUUGAAUCACACAUGUACAUGGGUGUGUAAAAAUCUACCCAUGUCCCUUUGAUUUAAGAUAGAAAAACUGAAGUGGGAGGAUAAAGCUUUAUAAUGAUAUAGUGAAGAUCUUGUGCUCUAGGACUCCAGUACUAUUAUUAGAAGCACUGGAAUAUUUUGAUCUUUGUGAAUUCUGACUUGAAUUCACGUUAACGUGAACUGACUUAUCUGUACCUCCCAUGCUAAUGAGAGAGUCAGCACUUGGGUUAUCUGCCUGCUUUUGGACUUCCUAAAUGUUCUAACACAGCUCAAAAAAAUUUACGGGCACGCCUCUGCAGCUGCCACCCUGACCAGAAGCGCUCCCCAUCCCACCCGCCCACCUCAUCUGAGCAGCACACCGAGCAGGAGCUGGGAGAGGAUGGACUCUUGCAUAUCUCAGCUACACAGUGUCCCUUGCUGGUGAGGAAGGUGGGCGGACAGCAAGACUUGUGUCAUGGUGGUGGUAGUGCCCGAGCCCAAAGAGGCGCACACGAAUGUCCCAUUGAGGCUCCACAGUUCAGUCUGGAGCAGUAGCGCCACAUGGAGGCACAACACUUGCCUUAAGGGGCGCAAUACUUUCCUGCCCUCGGCGCUUGUAACCCAUGCUACUCCACUGAAUCAAGAUAGAGCAGAUUUAUGAGUAAGCACAGGCAAAAAGUGCAUGGACUGGAAAUAGAUUGAUUCAUCCAUCCCUGUUAAUGGAAUAUUACGCUAUUCCUUUAAUUUCUGGUGUUCAGACUGUAGAUGCCAUGGUUUAUGUAACCAAAAUGGCACCAUUCACUCACAAAAGGGGAACAGGGGGAGGUAUCAGAAGACUUAGGGGGAUCCCAAAUUUGCUGAAGUAUGAAAUACAUUUUAAAGAAAAACCCUGUGGAAGGGAGAUCCCAAAACAGCCACAUCAGAACUGUGGAUUCUGAUGGGCUACAGAAUGCUGCUGACCAUUCAGAUGGAUUGGGUGGGGCUCAUGUGGUAAAAACUGGGAGGGAGGGGGAAUAGAACAGGGUGGCUGGAAUUGUGAUCAGCAGCACUCUGUGUUGAAACAUUACUGCUGCAGGUCCCACUUGUUAAUAUUAUUAUUCAUCUUGUAUUGACAGUAAAGACCACUGACAAUAGGGACCAUUUCAUGGGUAUAAACUAUCAGAGGCUACUGGUUAUAACAACUAUGCUCUGCCUCCACAAUUGAAGGCAGUAUGCACCUGAGUACCAUUUGCUGGAAACCACAGCAGGAGAGAGUGCUCAUGUGCUCAAGUCCUGCUUAUGGGCUUUCCAUAGGCAUCUGGUUGGCUACUGUGAGCUCAGGAUGCUGAACUAGGUGGGUCAGUGGCCAGACCCAGCAGGCUCCUCUUAUGUUCUUAUUUGCUUUCUAGGUGAAGAAAAUAAGCUGACUCUUCUUGACCUUGGAGCCUUGGAACCUUUAUUUAAAUUAGUUACACAUGAAGACCCUAUUGUCCGCAGAAAUGCCACCAUGGUAGUUGGGGUGAUGGCUUCUCACAGUAAGAGUAUUCUCUUUAUAAUCAUUCACAAUUAUAUUUGCUAGCAAUAUUACAUAAGUUAAGUGCAACUGAUGAAAUCAUAAUAGUCCAGUAGAAUGACAGUAGAAUAAUUCAUCUGAAAUCUUGGGGCUCCUAUAUCAUCACACUGAUGGAGUAAUCCCAACAACUAUACUGGAGGCAGCAUCACUAUCCACUAAGUCUCCGUGCAAGGAAGAAGCGCCUAUACAGAGAACAAUAAUCUAGUACUUGAGAUUCAGCAUAGAUGAAGCCUGAACAGCUUGUUACUCAGCCAUCCAACUGCAACCACUGCCAAAUAUGGCAGCCCACCAGGGGCUCAAUAAAUAUUUUUUGUUUCCUGCCUGAGACUGCAAAUGCAGGCGUGGUUGUCAAGCACCUGGUAGGUUGCAAUAUGCAAAUGAUGGGCUAUGUUUGACUUCUGCAUUUGACUUGACAUGUCACCAGUUGUGCAGACCUGACCUCAAAUAAUGACACACACUGUUUUAUCAAAAGAGGUGUGCUUCAAAGCUUUUGUAAUCCUGCAUCAGACACUAUGGGGCUUGAAACAAAAACCCUACAGACCAGAGGUUCUGAUCAGGGGAGGGUACUACAAGCCAUUUCAGCUACAGCAUGUCCACAACAACCCAAAAUUAUUCUGGCCUAGGAAGUCAGGUGGCACCAUAGGAGCCAACUGCUAGGGGCCGUGGUCCCUUUGCCCCCCUUAAAUGCUUGAGGCGUCUGCCCCCCCCCCCCACGUUGAUGGGCAUUGCCAUUCAAAUGGUCUGCUCACAUGUCUUGGUUUCUUAGAAUUCCUGAACAACACUGGGUAUGAGGCUGCUGGUUUCAAAUAUGCCCAAGUCUGCUUGUGUCUUUGAAACAUUUUGAAAUCAUCACCGAAACUAGAACAUUGCAUUUCAAUAUAACUUUGAUAAAUGUACCCAAAUCUACUGGGGAGGACGGAGGACUAUGACUGUUCUUAAAUAUGAAAAUAAAUUGAUCAGCACAUUCAAAAACUGUUUUAAAGAGGUUUAGAAUGAAAGCUUUUGCAAAAUAGUUGCCAAAAGUAGUGAGUGGGAGUGUUUGUCAUUUUCUUUCAUUCUUUAAUUGACUGUUAUUGUGUAUCUGAUGUUGUUUGGCACAAAAGGAUAUAAAGAUCUCUUUUGGAAGUGGCUUGCUUUUUGGUUUUCUAAUUUCCCCUAAUAUAUUUCCCUGUCAACUCCCAGCAAAGUACACUCCACCUUUGAUGUUACUCAUACAGCAGCCAUAUAUUUUCUACUACCUAGUAGAACUUAAUACAACUGUAAUAUUAAGAUUGCAUCGCCAGUUCUAGUUGCACACUGUAUUCCUUCAAUAUACUGACUAAAUAUAUUGCUUCAUAUCUACAUUUGCUUCAUUGUAGAUGAUGUGAAAAAAUCAUUAAGACAGCUAGAUGUUACAAGUGCAUUUAUAGCUCGCCUGGCACCGGAAGGUAAUUUGUAGUGCUCCUUUGUGCAAAUUUUUGUUUGCUUCUGUCAUUUAAUAUUUUUUGGAAGGACUGUGGUUUGGAUUUUUCUUUUAAAAGUGUAUAGCAAAAUGAGAUGAGACAGGAUUAAGAGCUUCUGUUUACAUAUAGUUUCUAAUGACAUUUUGCUAACCAUCAACAAAUGAGAGUAUUUACUAUGCUAGUUAAUGGCUAAUUGCACUAUUUCAUUUUUAUGCCAUAGAAGAUGUAGUCACCCAUGAGUUUGCCAGCCUUUGUCUGGUACACAUGGCAGCAGAAUACAACAGUAAAGUGCAAAUAUUUGAGCAAGGUGGACUGGAGCCGCUUAUCAGCCUGCUAGGAAGUCCUGAUCCUGAUGUUAAGAAGAAUUGUGUUGAAUGCAUCUAUAACAUGGUACAGGUGAUUAUUUUUCACUGUUUUAAGUAUAAAGGAAUAUAUUGUUUAAUUAUAAAGUGAUGCUCAUCUUCAGUUUGUACAUCAAAGUUAAUUACUGGUUGGCGUAUGGUUAUCUUUAAAUUUACACCAGUUUUUCCCAAUAGCCCGUUCCAAUACAUCUUCCUCAUAUCCCAUAAACUAGGAAUUCACUGUCUACCUACUGUUGAACUUGGGGAACUCCCCUCUAAAGUGCCCCCAUUAGAUGGUCAACACCGUCAUCUCUAUCAAUGCUGAUUACAUGUUAGGUAGAAGAGGUAUAAAGGAGUCUGACAUCCACUUCUCCAUUCCUGCCUAAGGGAUGAUUAAUACUGUCAUUAUUAAUGGAGAUCCAUGAACAAUACUCUGUGGAUCUCUCUUGCUCUGGGUUGAUUUACUUGAUGGCAAAUCCUAUUGAUUUCAGUGGAAUGUGCUUCCAAUUAAAUGUGUUUAGGAUGAAUUGGAACAAACUGCAUUUGCAUGCAUAUAAAGGAAAUCAUUUUUAAAGACUAGAAUGCAUAAAAUCCAUUGUCUCUUCAUUGUGUGGAAAAAAUGGUUUGACCCUUCCAGAGAGUGUUGUGAAAAUGUCUGUCUUUGGGGGAGAGGGAGGGAAUCAGAAAUGGGUUCUGGCUUAUUCUUGCAUAACACACCAUGAUUUUGCACAUCUUCUUAACUCUUGGUAAAUGCUUUUGACAGCUUCUUUUCAUAAGGAAAGGAAGGUUAUUGUAAUUGGUUACUUUCACAAUCAAGUGUUAAUGUCACCAUAUGCUGGUUAGCAAAAGAAUGGUGCAUUUGUGUAUGGGAGUUCUUUUCAGAGUCUAAUUGCUUGAUCCACAAUCCAGUGAAGCUGAAACACGAGGAUUUAAGCGGAUUUAGUUCCAUUGACUUCAGUGGUACCAAAUUGGCUUAAGUUCAAGCACUCAAAUUUAACUGUGUUGUGGAUCGGGCUAUAAGUGAAUCAACUCGGUAAUGAAUUCAAUUCACAGCUCAAUCUUUUCUAGGGCAUCAGAGCAUGUCUUUAUUCUGAAUCACAUUUUGCUGUUUCCCUUCUUUUGCUAUCUAGCUGUCUUUGUUGUAAGAUAUAUCUGGACAACUGCACCUGGUGCUUGCUUAGAUUGAUAAUAGAAAUUGCACAGAAACAUGCAUAAACUGCUAUUUUUAAAAAAACUUAAAACUCUUUUUUUUAUAUACCAUUUUUAUACUGCCUAGGACGUGGUCAUUCUUUUGGAAGGUUUUAUUACUAGAAAAGGUUGGAAUAUUUUGCAAGGAAGUUUUUAAUAUUCAGUUAUUUAAGAAGUAAUAAAAUAGCAGUGAAUGUGCAGAGACCUUCACAUGCAGAUAAAAUUAUCAAAUUGAAUUUGAGUGAUCCUUUUUGUAAAAGUCAUAUGCACUAAAAAAAAUUAAGGUCAGUUUCUUCUUGAAAAGUAUUUUAAAAUGUGGUGUGAAAGCAAUAUGCUUCAAAUUAUAUACAAACUAGUGCUAUUUUUCAAGAAAAAGAGGUGCCAGAACUCUCCAUUCUCAUUCAUUUAGAAUGGCAAUGGCACCUACCUGAGAUGUGCCAGAACCUGCAUGAGAGGUGCUGGAACUGAGUUCCAGGGAGUUCCGGCUGAAAAGAAGCCCUGCAAACUAGGAUUGCUGAGUAUUGUUCUGUGUAAUGUGUAAUUUGUGAUAUUCGGAGCCUAACAAUUGUCAGCUUCAAAAUAACAAAUAAUUUAAUUGCAUUUGUGAUAAUCGUCUUGCAAAACCACAACAUUAUACAUUAUUGUGUUUUUCCAUCUAACCAUUUCUGUUUGGUACUUAACUACAGGAUUUUCAGAGUCGUGCUGCAGUUCGUGAACUAAAUGUGAUUCCUCCUUUGUUGGAUCUUUUGAAGUCUGACUAUCCAAUUAUUCAGUUGUUAGCUCUCAAAACCUUAGGUACUAUUUCCAUUGAUAGAGAAACCAGAGUUAUGCUAAGAGAACAUCAAGGACUAGACCAUCUUUUCAAGAUACUUGAAACUAAGGUACCUUUUAUUUAAAUAUAGAGCUGUCAUUUGCUUGAAGAAAUCUUAAUCAGUUAGUCAUACUGAUUGUAGGCCAUUAAUUGUUACUCAAUCUGAAUAAACUCACAGUUGUAUUAGAGGGGGGAAAGCAUUAUUUGACUUAGAUAAUGCAUACAUGUGCCAUUGUACAUAUCAUCUUAUAAAAUUAUUAAUUUAAAUAUCUUGCUAGUUAAACUUUUAGUAGAACUAAUUGUUUUUAAUUGAUGGAUCUAGUAAUUGAUUAUUCAGUUAAGUAUUUAAACGUUACUAGAAACAUAUGGUCAACUCUAAACUGAAUUUAACAAUCUGUACAAUAAAUAAAACACAACUUCUUUCACACAAAACAUGUACUGAAAAUCCUUACUUCAUUCUUAAUAAUUGCAUGGAACUGUAAACUUUUUUUAAAAUGGCCUCAAUCCAAAGAGAGUGGACAGUGCUGGUUACUAGUGAAUGUGUGGUUGUGAACAGUCCAAAGCAGAUGACUAGCUUUGGGCAUUGUCAUCAAAGGCAGAGUUAAUCAUUUAUUUGGCUGACUAUAUAGCCAAAACCACCAACUAUCCAGCACAGUGCAUGCAAUCCGAAGUGGCAGAUGCAUCCCCAAGGGGCAGGGAUCAGGACAAAUAACUUACAUGUGUUGAAUACUUAUUGCACUAGUAUUUUAUUUGAUGUUACUAAAGAUUUGGUGUCUAGAAUAAUGUUGAGUUUUAAAGUAUACCAGUGCUAACCAGGGAUUGGGUUUGUAAGAACAUUCCGUUUCUGUGAUAAGAUAUACAUCAUUUAUUUGUCUCAGUGAGAAAUCACAAGGCUUAAUUAGUUGUAUAUCAACUGGAAAUUUUAAAAUGUCAGUAUUUCUGCAGAGAAGUAUUCAGAUUCUAUUGGUGUCAACUGAAUAAUUUUGCUUGUCUUUUUAAUUGUCCUAAAGAGGAUGGGAGCAGCUUUUUCAAUCCCUUUCCACCAUGUGCUGCAUGCCCGUUGCACGAGGAACGCCUUCACUCCCACUCAGGUUGUGUGCAGCGGGGCCCCUUUCCUGCAAAUUCUUUGGCACAUAUGAAUAGGCCUCAGACAAAAAGCUUGUGUUAGGGCUUACAUUAAAUAGAUUGCAACAAGGCAUUUUGUACAGUUGGGCAGUGUAUUUAUAUAGAAUUAUGGAAACUAUGAACAAUUUUUUAAAGAAAGUUCCAAUGACUGACACAUUUUGUGCUAAAAUAUAAAUGUGAUCAGGCAUUACAUUAAACACAUGGCAUUUUGCAAGCUAUUUCUUUAUUCAUUUAAUGAAAUUUAUAUACCACUUGAUUGUAAAAAAAAACCCCUCAAAGUGAUUUACAUUUAAUGUUUGUAUUUGUUUAACUUUUAGGAAUUUAAUGAUUUACAUGUAGAAGCUCUUGGAGUGGUGGCAAAUUGUCUUGAGGAUGUGGAUACUAUGCAAUUGAUUCAGGAGACAGGGGGCCUCAGAAAACUACUUGCCUUCACUGAAGUUUCCACUCUCACCGAUUUUCAGAAGAAUGCGGCAAAGGCUAUUGCUAAAGCAGCUUACGACCGUAUGUCAUUUCGAAAAUAUAUAUUUCUUAUGGAAAGUCUUAGAGCAUAUUUGUCAGGGAACUGACAUCGGAGCUAGAGGUGGAGGGAAGGCUCUCUAAUGAUGCUGGAGAAGGGCCCAGCAGGGAGAGAGGCAGCUCAGCAGAUGGGGAAGCAAUUCAGUGCAACACCAGGAAUAAGGAGGGGCAGAUGGGGGAUCGGAGAGAGGGCUCCCAGACUCUUCACCGGACACCAGCGGGGAGAGCACUGGUCCUCCGCUACCCACGCCCUCCCUGCGCAGAAGACUUCCGCGCAGAGAAAGUAGGAGGAGACUGGGUGUCAAACAACUUUUAUGUUGGAAAAGGUUUAAGAAACGCCCACUGACGGAUUCUGCUAGCGACUGAGGCAGCCACGAUGAGAAAGGGCUGUCCAGACAGAAAGGUUUAACAAGGCAACAUAGCCAGGAGAGGCGGCAACUUACGCACGAGCAACCCCAUACCAUUAUAAUAUUUGUGGCAUAUAUUUUUAUGGUUGUAGGUAAUAUUGGACCAUGUUGAUGGGGGAUGUCCUGCCUUGUAGAAAGAUUCCUUCUAGUUCUUACUAACUCUGUGAUUAUUUGACACAGAUAUUGCCAAUUAGUUCAGCUACUUGGCAUAAAGUCUUAUUUAGGACUGGUGGGUGGGCACAUUCCAUCUCCUUUGUGUCAUUGACCCACUAUGAUUAUUUCUUAAGAGCAAUUAUAUAUUUCACAGAAAUAUGAAAUGCUGCACUGCUGUCACAUUUUACCCCUCCAUUCAUUAUCAAAUGUGUCAUGUGUGUAAGAAAAAUACCUCACAUAAAGAUUUGUUGUCUCAGUCCUGUUUUUAUUUAUUUAAUUAAACAACUGUAAUCUCAAGGGUCACCCCCCCCAACUUGGCAAAUACUUUUCAUUCCCAGGAUUAAUUCCAUCUCAUAUUCUUAGAAUUUCCCCUCUUGGGCUGCUAGGGAGCAGACGUUUUUCUUGCAUAGCAGCCUUCAAAAUGACAUAUAGAUUAAUGUCCCCAGUGGAUUAGCCACUUCAUCUUACUUUUUAUAAUUAUUCAUUCUGUAAUUAUUUAUCUAUAUAAACAGUUCGCUGCUUUUGAAUUCAUUAUGGAAUUUUGAAGCAAGCAGGCUGAAUGCUCAUAGCUUGCACUCAGCAUGACAGUGCUGUUUAUGUCUCGGAGUAGCAUCUGUAUAGUGAUUUGCAAAGCUGAAAUCGAAGGACUCCAGUGCCAAACGACAAAAUGUAGUAAUAUAAAUAAUAAUGUACUUCUUAUUGUUCUGAAUCCCUCAAGGAGUUCUGGUGACGUAAAAUGUGGCAGAUUUAGAUGCUUCUUGUUUCUACCAUAUCUGGGUGAUUAGUUACUUCUAGAAUUUCUGGCAAUAUUACUUUAAUUUAUGUAUGUUUGUCUCACACAUUUUCUAAUGCAGAAAAGUGCCUUAUUUCUUGCUAGAUAAUUGCUUUCUAAUAUUUUAUGUAUUUUUCCAUAGUCUCCCAGUUUGGCAGGUUAAAGCCUACUCAGAUGCUUAGAAAGUUGAAGUAAUUUAACUUUUAGAUGUUUUAAAGUAUAGCUGUAAAUUUUUCUUGUUUUAUCUUUUUGUAAACCACUUUGAGGGUUUUAAAAAAAAUAAUCAAGAGAUAUAUACAUUUUAUGAAAAUAACAGGGACCAAGCAACGGGAGCUCACUCCAUCGCGGGGAUUCAAACCACCGAUCUUCUGAUCGGCAAGCCCUAGGCUCAGUGGUUUAAUUCACAGCACCACCCGCGCUUACUCACUCUUAAACAGGUUGCAGCCUGUUUGUUCUUUAUCACAUAAGCUGCUUGAUAGCUGAUUGGUAGAAAAUCAGGAUAUAAAUAAUAUGAAUAAUAAUUAUUCAAAUUAUGAUAAUACAUAAUAUGAUAAUAGAUAAAUCAGUAAGCCCCCCCCCCAAUUUAUUAGACUCUACUUUCAAUAUAUAAUUAUAUCCCUGCUCUCAAAUUCAUUUGGAAAAGAAAAUCUAUUUCCUGCCUCUCUUCCUUAGUCUUCUUUUGCUUUGCUGUAACCCCACAGACAUUGUUAAAAAAUAAGAGGAGCUGCACAAUAGGCUGUAAUAGAUUUCUGUCAAGAACAACGACCUGUUACACUGUAUCUCUGGAUAUAACUCUAUGUAACUUCUUGCAGCCUUUCUUUAUGAAUGAAAUAAAUGUAGUCUGAAGUAUAAAAUUUUUGUUUUGCCUAGUCUGCAACAAACUAGCAUGGGUGCAACUGAGUUGUGGCAGCCAGAACUGUACCCAGUAUGUCACAUGCUUUUGCACAGUAGAUUUGCAUAAAAGAAUUAUGACAUUGGGAGUUUUGUUCUGGUUAGCUUUUGUCCUGAUCCUUUGCAUAACAUUUGCCCUUUUCACAGUUGCUGUACACUGAGUUAAUAUACAUAUCUGUAUAUACAUUAUGAUUGUAUUAUAUAUGUAUAUACAAAAAAUAUACAUAGUUCCCCUAAAACAGAGCAUUUUAAAGGUUAUUUUCACCAGUGAAAUUGUUUUUAUGGAAACAUUACACCAAUAGAAUUUUUGAAUAUAUUCAUUGGCUGGAGAACUGCAACACAAAACUCAGAGAAGUGCAACUGCAGAAGGAUUGGUAUGUUUCAGUUUUUGUAUUGUUUUGGAAAGUGCAAAGUAGGUUGUUUCGCCUUUAGAUGUGAACUGAAUCAAAUUUCUCCCAUAUCCCUAGCAGAGGGUAAGUAUUACACAGUUUAUGAGCAGCAACAGAUAAAGUGUAGCUUUCAGCAGUAUGUAAAGGUGGCAAUGGGAGCCCUGAGACAUUGGUCUUUGGUAUGAAAACUGGGGUAUUAGAGAAGAUGCCUACAGUGGUACCUCAGGCUAAGUACUUAAUUUGUUCCGGAGGUCCGUUCUUAACCUGAAACUGUUCUUAACCUGAAGCACCACUAUAGCUAAUGGGGUCUCCUGCUGCCGCUGCACCGCAUUUCUGCCGGAGCACGAUUUCUGUUCUCAUCCUGAAGCAAAGUUCUUAACCUGAAGCACUAUUUCUGGGUUAGUAGAGUCUGUAACCUGAAGUGUAUGUAACCUGAAGCGAAUGUAACCCGAGGUACCACUGUACUUUCAUUUAUGAAAUGUUGGAAGGUAUUAAUUUGUCCUUCCAACAGGAUUCCAUUAUUAAGAGGUGUGGAGUCCAUUCCUACUGAUGUUGAUGUAUGCCCCAUGUUCAGUGGGACUUAUUCUCUAGUAACCUACAUCAGUAGAACCAAUGCUGCAUUGCCAGUGUAAUAGGAUAUGAAAUGCAUGUCUAGUCCUUCUGAUGGUUUUCAUUUUCUCUUUCAACAAUUAAAGCAAACAUUAUUUCCCUUUAUGCAGAAUGUAAAUAUGUUUUAUAUCUAAUGUGUGGUUUAUUAUUAUUAUUAUUAAAACAGGAUUGUACCUGCUUUUUAGGAAAUAGUCAGGAUAAUAAACACUUUUGUUCCAGGUACUAAGAGACAUUGAACUCACUUUAUCAAAAACAAAUGACUGAAGUAUGGAGACACGCCCCCCAAGAGACCAUUACCAGGGAUUACACACAAGUUUGGCAAGGAUCAAGCCGGAGGCAAAGUCCAUUAUGUGUCAAGCCAAUUUGUAAUCCCAAUUAAUGCCAUCUCUAGAGUGUUUGCAGUUACAUGUCAGUGAUGUGGCAAAACUUGUGUCUGCUUUUGUUGAGAAUUCUCCCAGAACCUAUUGAAUCCUGUAAAACAAUAGCAAACAAGCAAAAAAACACAAACACAAAACAUCUCCUCCACCAAACCGCAUAUGAAAGGGUGCACCUUUUAAGGUGCAAAAUUGAGAAAGUGGAGCAGCUAGAUUUCUAAUGCCUUUUAUUUCUAGUCUAGCUUUUGCUAUGAAUGUUCUGAACAGUUAAUCAAAUAUAAAUAUGUACAUUUUGGACUUUAAAAAAAGUAACCAGAUUGCUUAAUAAUCUGUUGAACUUCCUUAACUUUUAUUAUUAAACACACUGUAUAAAGUAAAUAUAUUUAAGCUGAAGGAAAGGUUCAUUUUUUGGUAUAAAACCUCUUUUAGGUGACAUUUCUCCGUUUCCAAAAUAGAACAAGUAUAAAAUUAAAUCUAAGCCUUGAUCCUUUUAGCUACUUGUCAAUAGGACUUAGCAGAUCGGCUGUCUGCUUAAGGUUAUGUAAGUGCUUAAGUAUUCCUUUGAAUAAACAUGAAAGGGAGCAGUUCAGAUAUACAAAACUCUGCCAACAAGGGCUUUCUUGCUUUGGGCAGCUUUAUGAGGCACAUAGUAUAAUAUUUAUUUGGAGUAUAUUUGUCUGUCCCUUUAGUGCACUAAUUUUGUAUGGCUGUUGAAAGCUAACCAAACGGGGCGAGGGUUAUAAGAUAAACCUUCUAGGAUUCAGGGGAUAUUUCUCAUAUUAAGGUAAAAGAAUAAGUUAGGUUAUAUGAAUUCUCAUAAGCUGCAUGAUGUUAUGUGUGUGAGGGGGACACUUCCACUUCUUGCUUCCCCUUGCCUUGUGCAGAGCUGCAGCAUUCGAUAAAACCUUAAUUUUAUACUGGAAAGGCAAACUGUUAUGCUGCAACAUUCAGAGUGUAAUCAUUUCACUCUGGCCCUUGCAAGCUGGCCUGAAUGGGGGAAUCUGUGGUCUUGUCCUCACUGUGAAACCCACAUGUGAAUUGCAAUGAUGUCAAACUGUGGAGCAUUCACCCCAGUGUUUUGUCUCUAGUGAUGAAACAGGGAGCAUUCACAGCCUUCUUCCUGUUGGUCUAGAUAGAAAUUAAGAGUGUAUGAAUCUGUGAAAAAGGCAUAAUGCACUUUUUAAACUACCAUCCUAUGGUAGCUAGUCUAUGCACUAAUUUGAUUUAUACAGCAGCUGUCAGAUAUACAGCAUCUCCACUAAAAAAUUGACUUCUUUAAUUUUCAUGUACAUUGCUCCUAUUAGUACCCCUUAGUGAGGAUAUAUUGCCAGGAAGCGGGGCAUGCAUGUUCUGAUUCUGCAUAAAUUUAGGGUUGUUGUUUUUAAAGGGAACAUAAUUGGUUCUUAUUAGCUCAAGUGCUUAUUGCUGGUAAGUGAAAUGCAUUUUUUGGACCUGCUUUAAAAACUCCCAUAUUUCAGCAAACUUAACCAAGUUAGUGUAUGCAGCUUAAGGGUGUGACACUUUAUAAGUGCAUUUUAAUACACUGUGUUUUGAUGUUGUGCUGAAUGGAAACAAAUGUUUGCUAGCGACAUAAUCUGCAUGAAAAUUUGAUCUUUCAUUCCCCUUCCUAUUUAACAUUUGAUGUUGCUGAUUAUUAUUGUUGUUCUUCUUUAUGCGCAGCUGAAAACAGAAAAAUCCUGAAUGAACAAGAAGUUGAAAAAUGUCUAGUCACCCUUUUGGGAACCGAUAAUGAUGGAACUAAAAUAGCUGCUUCUCAAGCAAUCGCUGCUAUGUGUGAGAAUUUAGCUAGCAAACAAACCAUUGGAACUCUAGGUAAAUCGGUUAUGGUGGAGGUAGAACUUAUGAUCCAUAAGAAAAUAUUUACCAAUCUGCAGUUUUGCCAUGGCUAAUUUGAGACUGCAUACAUACAAUUAUUAUUAUUUUUCCAAAGGAAUUCCCCAGCUAGUUCAGUUGCUAAGCAGCGACAAUGAAGAGGUAAAGGAAGCUGCUGCUACUGCUCUAGUUAAUCUGACAACAGCUCACCCUGCCAAUGCAAGGUAAGCUCAAGAGGAAUAAAGAAUUGUUGAACACAUUUAUCAGGACAUAUAUUUUACCUCUGUGAAAUUUCUAGGUAGCAUAUUGUCCUGUUACCUCCAUUUUGCUUUACAUCCUGGCUCCUGUGCUAUUCACUGAAUAGACCAUUGUCAAAGUUUUACCAUCAUUUUUCUUGACUAUUUAUAUGCAAAUCCAGUGUAGUGUGUGAAACCAGCUAGGUGUUUUUGUAAGAAACCUGGAAAUAAUAUGUAUGUUUCCUGAUGUGCAUCAUUGCACAUCUGGGAAGUUUUUAGAAAAUGAGGCUAAAAAUAAUAAUACAUUGGGGUGGGGGGAGUUCAUGAAACAUUUUAUAGCUCUCCUAAAGAUCCGUGCUUUAGGAAUUUCCUCUUUCUGUGUAUACUGAAGCAUUUUUUGGCUGAAUAAAGCUGGUGGGCUAGAUUGUGAGGUCCCCAUUCCCUGAAAUGACCUACUGUAGUAUGUAGCACAUGCAGCUGUGAACAUGUGACGAGGGAUAAGGGGAAAUCCCUGUGCACAGUCAUGACACAUACAGAGGUCUGGAUCAAACCCCAUAUCUAAACUUUUAUUUCUACAUGGAAUUACACAAUAUGGUUUGGAUAUAUACUAAGCUAUCACUUUGCUGAAGCUUAGCAGGUACACAUCUAGUCAUUGCCAGGAUAGGUGACUGCCUGGGAACCACAUGUAUGCCACCUUGGAUUCAAUGAUGGAAGGAAGGUGGGCUAUAAAUAUAAGAAAAUAAAAUGGGAUAUGUUGCAUUAAAUGUGCGAUUGAACUUGAAUGUCUUUAAAAAAGCCACAGGGAUCUCCAAACAGGGUGAAGACCAUUGGCAUGGGUUACCUUUAUUUUAAUAGAUUUUUGCUGCAUGAGGGAAGAUACUAUUGAUGUUCAUCUUCUGUUGUUAAGGAAUCUUGUUGACAGUGCAGACUGUUUCUAUUGAAGCUAUUGGAUUCAUACUAGGGUGUUGAUCAGUGUAAUAUAUGGUACAUAUACACAUAACCGUGUAUAACAAAGUUAGGGAAUUAAGUUCAAUUCAGUACUAACUUUCCACUUGGUAGUCCUUUUAGAUCUAGUUAUUUCUCUUCUUCCAUCCCUCAUUGCAAGCUACUCCACAAAAGAAAGGGGAAACAGAGUCUAAUGCUGUGGAUUGUUGCCUUGGUUGACUGAAUGUGCCUAUAAAGCAGCAUUUUAGACGGUCAUUUAGAGAAUUUUAUGAGAAACUAACAGCAAUGAUUACAUUGGCCAGUCAACAGUUGAUCAGGAUUUAUGAACUGAACUUAUUUCAGGUGUGUUCAUCUUGAGUUAAGCAUGAAAUUUCAUAAAAAACAGUUGUGGGCAUACAUACUCACAUAUGCGCAUACAUAUACAUUUUUUCUCCUCCAUUUAUUUCCAUCUGUAUCCAGAUUAUAAGGGCUGUGUUCACUCAGUCAGAAAUAAAACCAUAUGUGCCUUACAUGAACAAUCACAAAUGAGCAAGGUAGUUCAAAUGUCAAAAGACUUAAAGCAAUGAAAUUUGCAAAAGGUUUCUUGGAGUAUCUCAAAUAAUGAAUGAAAUGGAGAAAGUGAUUGGCUCAUAGAUAUUCCAUGAAGAGAAAGAGAUAUAAUUCAUCGGAUACAUUUCAUGUCACAAAUUAUUCACUCGGCUCUAAUAGCCACUGACAUUAAUUUAACAUUACCAGACGAAACAUCAUUCAUCAUGUGUAGUCAUUAUUCAACCCACUUUUCUGUUUUCUGAAAAAAUGCAGUAGGUAUUGACUCUGAUACUCCUUUCUUGUGGCUCUUCAGUUAAUGUCAAUUGUAGCUAGGCUCACAUAUAAAGAACCAGGUAUUGGCCUCUAGGGCCCAAGCCUGCUGGAAUUGCUUUGCUCAGCUCUCAAGUUGGAAAACAAUUGUAAAGUUGAUUGGUACAAUGCUGUCCUGUAAAAACCAACCCUCAAGAGGGUGGGCUGAUGUAGAUGCUCUCUAGAAUCCCCUUUGGGGAAGAUGAAGGAUUUGAUGCUGGGCUUCAAUGAUAACCAGUUGCUAGAGUAUUGAGGUCCUGGGCAUGUCACCUUUUUCCAUCUAGUCAUUCUUAUUGUGGUAUGUGGUCGUGCUGUAAACGUGUGUGAAGUUUUUAUUCACUGGCCCAUGUGCAGUGUGCCUCAAAAACCAGAAAGGGGCAGUAAUGUAGUAGCAGUUUGGUUAUGACAGUGAGGAAGGGGGGCUGGGGCAGUUUUUCAGGUCAUAUGCAGGAUAUGAUACUUUCAGUCUGCUUUUAAGAAGAAGCAGUGUCUUCUCCAUGUUGUCUCUUUUCUCCCAUGCUAUCUGGUUGUGAAUUCACUAACUGGAGUUAAUAGUACACUGCUGCACUUCCAAAGGCAUAAAAAGCACUGUAAUAGCAGUACAGAAACAAAUGGUGGUGAUGGGAGCUCAUAGGUAUCUUCUUCUUUAUCCUUCACUAGAGUGCACUUCCUUGGUGUCAACAAAUUCUCCUUCAUUUCUGUGUCUUCUCCAUGCAGGUCAUCAUCACUGCAGCUACAAUCACUUACUCUUAGGGAGCAUACAGCUGCCUGAACUAUAAUCUGCCUUCUCUCUGCACAUUCCCGAUGAACAUAAAUCUUCUCUCUGUUAUUUGUACCCACUGCAGUAACCACCUCCUCAACCUGGUCUUCCUCUUGGAUGGAAACAAGAGGAGCAGUAAAUCCUUAAUUUUGGAGGACUGUUGUUACCUUGAUGGGUGUUGGUGGCCUUUGUACACAAAGAGAGUGGAGGUGUCAUGAGGGCUGGACUUCUGUUAUUGGUAUCAGUGACUCAUAAGAGUUGGUGAAGGAUUUUGGGAUGACCUUGUGCUGCUUGAUGCCAACAGGUGGUCAUUCCAAGCUGCUUCUGCCCACUUAGCACUGCUGUAGAGCAGCCAGCACAUGUUAUAAAUGAGGAUGAGGUGAGGAUGCAGGGACUACCCCUGGUCUAAGCAAGCACAGAUUAUUCCUGAAGACAUUGUGGCAGCCCAAGGAAGUGGGGGGUGCUUGAAAGUAUUGGCCUUGGCAGAGUUGGCACUUGUUCCUGAGGAGGGUGAAGGCAUCCACCUUUACUGGCCAAGUGUUCCUAGCAUGACUGAUGAGGUUUGCUUAAAUGUAGACUCUUUGGUUGGUUUGGGUCUAUUCAGCUGAUACUGGUUGGGAACACUGAUACCACUAUUCACAGUGUAGCCUGGAGUCAUACCUUUUCUAUUGAAAAGGAUGGUUGCCAGUUUUUCAUAAAAAGGCAUCACCUUGGGUGGUGAGUAGUGACAUCCUUGAACAUCUUGAAGGCAUUAAUUUUCUCCUUGCACUGGGUGAUAAUAUAGUGGUAGGAGACUUCCGGGGUGGUGCCAUCGGUAAUGGCGGAUUCCCUCUGAUCUGGAGGGACCAGCUCCACGGGAAACGGGUCUUUUCCGCUACGGCGAAGCGGGGACCCUUUCAAAAAUCACAGGCGGAUGAAGCCUGUGACCAUGGGACUCGGCGGGCACCUUUAGCGCCCCCCCAACCCGCAAAGGAACCCACUAACGGGCUCCGGAGCGAAGAGGGGGAAGUGGCGCGGUGCUGAGAGUCAACUGCUUCUUCCGUGGAGCGAAGCCGCACAGCCGUUGCCGGAGAGCGCUGCCUUUUUCCUGGGACAAUUUGGCUUUUAAAACAAUCACCGUGAGUACUUAAAUUUCGGACAAUUGGACUCUAAAUAAGGAAUUGCGAGUAGAAAGGAAAAUUGGACUUAAAAGUUUAUUUCAAUUUGGUACUGAAAUGGGAAGGUCUAAACAGGAAGUCAGCCUUCCGUUUCUUUGUAGAUAGUUUAAAGCAAAGACAUGGCAAACUAGAGUUCAGAAAAUCGCUUGUAAAGGAUUAACUUUCACCAUUUAAAAUUGUUGAAUCCCCUUCGGAAGCAGGAGAAGAGGGGGUAUUUUUUUCGGACUGUUUAAACCUGCAGAAGUGAGUGUAAAGCAAAGUAACUUUCCACCGUCUUGAUCCUGGAGCGGGGUGUCAGGACUGACGUUUUUUGGAGCUCAUUGACCAGAGACAAACGUUUUUGACAGAUAGCUAAAAGAAGAGAAACAUAGUGAUUCCAUUGCUCCCUUUUGCAUUUUAAAGGAACAAAUAUUGACAAAAUAUCCGAAAAAGGAAACUUUGUUGUUAGAUCUGUCUUUAAAAGAAAAGAACGAAUAGAAGUUUUUCCCCUAGAGGGAGCCUGUGAAACUGUAACCAAUUCUGAAUCGGGAAGCUUGCAGCUGCUACAGAUUACGAUCGUGGGAAUAGACUUCUGACCUUGCAGGACAAUGUAUUCAGAAGCUCUGCUGUGUGCUCUCUGUAAAACAAGUGCCCUACUGGAACAGCUACAUGAGAAGACGGACUUGAUGACUGAUGCGAUCAGAAAUUUUGAACAGGCAGUGGGAAAUUAUAUGGAGCCCACCCAGGAAUCAAAUCAGGAGUGUGCCCUGACAGAACAGAUGAGGGAAGAGGAUGUUGCUGAACCUCGGGCGCCAGAGAUGGAGGGAGCUGCGGCCCAGCAGGAACAUGAGUUCUUGGAUUUGACAAAUGAACUUGGAAAAAGCCAGAUUUGGAAAGAUAAAGUUUGGCUUGGUUUGGAAAUGGGUGGUUGGUUAGACCCCCCCUACGCAGGGAUGUUUGGACUUUUCAAGUCUGGUAAUGGGCCGUGAGAUGUUUGGGGUUGUGGGGGCUCUUAAAUUUGGAGGGACUUUGAAACAUGUUCUUAAAUACCACAUGGAGUUUAGUGUGGACUAUGGAAAAGGGGCUGAUUUGUCGAGAAGGGUCAAAAACAUUGUUAAGCUGGAGUUCCCACGAGUGAAAGGAGCAGGAGACAAAGGAAAAUACAGCUAUAAAUAUGAAGAAGAGCCGCGGAAGGGACAUGGAAGGGACUUAAGGGCCUCGGAUAUAAGAUUACCAGGUUAAUGCGCUAGACUGAUGGGAUAGAGAGGACUGACAAAACCCGGGACCAGGAGGAAGAGACGCUGGAUGAAGAUUGGAUUGUUUUUUUGUUUUUUUUUAUUAGGAUUCUUUUAUAAAAUUGAUGAAUGUUAGAAAAAUGUUGGAACGAAAUUAUUUGGCUUUAGCAAAAAUAUUUAAAGAAUUAUGUAAGAAUAUUAUGGUUAUGAGAAAUUGGUAAAAAUAAGAUUUAAGUUUUAAGGUUUUUUUAUAGUAAGAUAAGAUUAAAAUAGAUUAAGGUAAUGUAAUGACAGAAUAUUAUGAAAUAUGGAAAGGAUUUGCUGCGACAAUUAACAACUAGGAUACAAAAAAAGGGAGGAGGAGGAGGUCAAAGAAAGAAGGUAAUGACAGUUAAGGAUUUGAGAAUAUUGGAUUUGUUUUUAAAUGUUUGUGGUAUAUUUUUUGAUUUUGAUUUUUAUUAAUUUGUAUUGUUUGAUGUGGUUUGUUUUUUUCUUUCUCUUUUUCUACUUUGUUUUCUUUUGUAAUUCUAAAAAAAAAAUUUCAAUAAAUAUCAUUAAAAAAAAGAAGAAGAUAAUAUAGUGGUAGGUUCACUGGUGCAUCUCCACAGAGAGCCAAGUAAAAAUAAUAUCUUUCUGAAACCAGUGUGAGAGUACCUCUCAUGUGAGAGUACAUGAGAUGGGAUCCACAGAUAUAUGCACACCACAGCCUCCUCAUCUGACCAGAAUUAAGUCUUUAAUCUCUGGGAGGCCAUCUGUUCAGAGUCAAACAACUACAUGUAUUAGGUAUCUUGUGAUUGCUCCUCAGUCAGGAAGGCAGUCUGUGUUAAAAACUAUUUGCAGCCCAUACUGUAGGGUCUUUGCUGUUGAUCAAACCAUCAUUUAGGUUGUGCAUUAUGCCAUAAAAUGGAUAACAUGGGAAGCAAUAUCUCAAAACCCCUAUUAUGAAGUCUGGCAAGCCCAUCUCUAGAAGCAUAUACCAAAUGCAAGUAACAACUCCAGGCCACCAAAGUCAGGGAAUAUUGUUCCUGGGUUUGUGAAAACAGAACUGAGGCUUCAGGGCACAAUGUGGAUUGCAAAUCAGGUGUUUGCACAGGAGGUGCUAAUUACCCUGCAGCCAUGAGUUGCAAAUUGCGGGCAAAGGUUUUUUGUGCCCCUCCAAGGAUUAGAUUUCUAUGCCAUAAGGAGUUUGAACUUUCUUAACCUUCCCAGUUUUACCUAUGUGAAUGCUUACUUUUAUCCCCAACAACUGUUCUGUGUGUGUGUGUGUGUGUGUGUGUGUGUGGUUGCUACAAGUUAAUAGGGUAGACUAGAGUAUCAUUAUGUACUGAUCAUUUCAGUUUGCUGCUUACAUCCCACUUUAGAUUUAGUAGGGAGUGCUGGGUUGUAGUCAUUUCAAACUUUCUGCUAUUGGACAGCAGCUACAAAACGAAGCUGUCUGCCUUGUGAAGAAUGGGGUGUAAUGGAGAAGUGGGAUGGGGAAAGAAGCCUGUUGCCAGGCAGAGUUAGGACCGGGUUCUUUGGACAAAGUGGCAGAGAGACCUGCUUCACCUUAAUAGUGGUCUUUUUUGGUACUUUUUUGCCAUUGUUUGGCAGGCAUCUGACUGCAGGGUGAGCAAACAAACCAUGCUGGGUUUGCCUGUAAUAAAAAACCAUAGUUUCAUAAGCCAACAACAAACAAUGGCUUAAGAUCUUGGUUUGUUGGUUAAACUAAACACACCUUAACUUACGUGUUGCGUGUGAACCAGGCCAAUGUGUGAUAACAACAUCUCUCUCUAAAAAUCUAUCAUUUGCCCGAUAAUGAAUGUUGGAAAUGUAAAGAAACCGAAGGUACAUUCUUUCACCUUUGGUGGACGUGCCCAAGGAUUAAGGCUUUCUGGGAGAUGAUCUAUAAUGAAUUGAAAAAAGUAUUUAAAUAUACCUUCUUGAAGAAACCAGAGGCCUUUCUCCUGGGCAUAGUCGGCCAAUUGGUGCUAAAGAAGGAUAGAACUUUUUUUAUGUAUGCCACAACAGCAGCAAGAAUACUCAUUGCAAAGUAUUGGAAGACACAAGACCUACCCACUCUGGAAGAAUGGCAGAUGAAGGUGAUUGACUAUAUGGAGCUGGCGGAAAUGACCGGCAGAAUCCGGGACCAGGGAGAAGAGUCGGUGGAAGAAGAUUGGAAGAAAUUUAAAGACUAUUUACAGAAAUAUUGUAAAAUUAAUGAAUGUUAGAAUGAUGUUGGAUAGAAAUUAAGUGGUUUUUAGCUGCAAUACCAUAAGGGAAUAUGAAAAAUGGAUUACUAACAGGUAAAAAUUUAAUGUUACAAUAUUUUAAGAUUAAAGAUUAGGAUAAACAAAGAGGGGAAGGAUUUGCUGAACCAACAAACUGAACUGGAAUACAAAAAAGGGAGGCGUGAGGAGGUCCGGGAAACAAGCUAAUGAAAAAUAAGUAAUGGAAAGAUUGAGUCGUUUUUAACUAUUUUUAUUUUGUAUUUUUCUUUUUUUUCUUUUUUUUGUAAUAUCUUGAAAAUCUUAAUAAAUAUCUUAUAAAAAAAACAAAACAACAACAUCUCUCUCUAACCACGCUUUGCCUGUCCUGAGGGAAACAACCAUGUAUUAAUGAUGGUAAAAUGUUUUCAAGUUUAAACAUUUGUCUGUUGGGAGAGAAGUCACUUCAUCCUAAGAUUAUAUUCUCUCCUGACUAAUCUGUGUCAGGUUGUUGUUGUUUUUAAAGGAUGCAUAAUUUGUUGUUUCAAGUAUGUUUAAAGUAUCACAGAUUUGUAUACAGAUUUGUGAUAGAACAAUGCUUUUGGUACAGGAUGCAAAGGACUUGUACAGUCCUACUUGCCUACCAUAGGUUGCUCCUUUGGUUAUAGCAACAUAUCAUGGCUUGCUAUGUAUUAGCUAAAGCAAGCAUAAGCAAAAGAAAGCAUAAGACUGAAUGUCCAGAGCCACAUUUUCAAAGAAAUUUCAGCCUCCAAAAUGAAAGGUGGAUUUUCAGAAAGCCAAGAAAGGAAAAGGUAAAUGUGAGCUAGGCUGUAGAAAACAUGAGCUAGGCUCAUGUUUUCCAUCUCGGUUUCAGAUAAAAGCUUGACUGAAAAUCUGACCCCAAGGAGGCACUCAUGUUACUGCGGCAAAGUCCACGAGCAUCUCCUCAGUAAACUUGUGUGUGCUGGUUGAUUUCCCAUCAAUCCAAUUAUAAAAUAAUCAAAACGGUACCUGCAGUUCACUAUUAAAACAAACCACUGAUUUAAUAGGCUGGACAUUAAUUUGCAGUAUCACUGCCAUCUAUUGGUCAUUCUGUUCUACUGGUACCACUUUUAUUGAGAUUGAACCAUGUGUUAAGUUAUUUAUUAAUACACAAUAUAUGUAUUAUACAAGUUGUUAAAUAUAAAAUGAGGCAAGUAGUUGCCUUCUAAGUGCUAUUUAUAUUUUAACAAGCUCCCAAAACCUGCCAACAUAAACAGGUUCUGUAAAACAAAGAUUAAGCUAAUAUUAUACUGGAUUUAAAUUACUGCCAUAAAUAUUAAUUAUUCUUGGUAACAAGUUAUCACUGUUCACUCUUCACUACACAGAGGAUACUAGAAUAAAUGACUUUGUUUCAUUAGUUUGUUGUGUCAGGGUUUUGUUUUUGUUUUAAUUCUCUUUGAAAUAUUUUGAGAAAACACUGACUGUCACAUAAAUAUUAAGGAUGAACUGACCUGAAUUAGUUCUUAAGUUGUAUUAUUUGUAUCAGUUUUAGAUAUGGAGCUUAACAGUUUUCAUAAGCAAAAAGUCAAUUUCCUGCUUACUAUGACUUACAAUAUAAAUUUUGACACAGGGAUGGGAACUAGUGGUUUAUACAGUUAAUUAAUUUUAGAGUCUGGGCUCAUGGUUAGUUAGAAGGAUGAAGCUAGAGUUUAGUGUUGACAGUUUGGAGUGAUGUGACCUAGAAGUAAAGCAGCAAGCUGCAGAGUCAAAGAGCAAUGUCUGGAUCCAAGGCUGCAGCUAUGGGAGAAACAAGAUGCUUUGGGGGUGUGAAUCUCUCCAUCAUAGCCUCAAGUUGUACUUUUGUGUAAAUAAACCAUAUACCAGAAAAACACCAAAGUUUUUGAGCUUUUUUUGGCAAAAUUGCAAGAACCCGAAGUUUUUGAGCUAUUUUAAAUGACAAUCACCAAAAACAACACUACGACAUGGGCUACCAUACAUCUGGAUUUUCGCAGACAUUUCAGCAAUUUCCGCCUGGACGCUGUUUACAAGGGCUGAAUACCGGCUAUGUCCAGGAAAUUUUGGACGUAUGGCAACUGUGCCUUAUCUCAAAAGGAAACACAAAUUCUAGAUAAGCACCUGAAACCUGUGGAAUAUCGCACCGCUUGGAGAUUGGGGUUGCAUGCAACAAUAUGUUGUGCCAAGUUGAAUUCACUGUAUUUGUAUUCACAAUAUUUAGUAUUGCUAUGCUCAGUGGCUAACACAAAUUGAUAAGCUGAACCAUGUGCAACCUUCAGUAUGCCCACAUAACUCAUUUAUGGGAGCCUACCUAGUUUUUCCAGGCUUAAAAUUCCAAACUUCAUAUCAGAAAUCAUUACUGGAAAAGUCACAGAAAGCUGACUUUAAUUUGCCAAGAGCUUAGUAAAGACAAUUCUGGAUAUAUCUGUUUAUAUGAGCAGUUUAUCACAGAUCGAACAUAGCGGAAAUUAUUUCAAAACAAAUGAAAUUCUGUCAUCUUUUGGUGUCCCAUUGAUCUGAGGACUGUCUUUUGUUUGAAUGCAACAGCUAGAAUAGCCACAUCACCAUAAUUAUUGGGAAUCCCAUGCUGUUUGCACAUGUAGAAUGGAAGAGGACUUACAGGAAUGCCACUUUAUCAGAAGAACAAAGACAUACCAGUAGAAGUUUUCGUGACAGUUUCUUACAAGAUAUUCCUGUUGGUGUAAGAAUCAUCAAGUCAUUAGACUGAAUGGUAUCAAUGGUGUAAUACAAACUCUUCUCCUUCAGCCUUAGCUACAGGCUAUCAAUUUCAUUUCAGACCUUCAGCAUUUAUUGAGCACACAGCCAUAAGCUGUCCCCUUGUACCAAAAUGCAAAUAUAAACUCUGCGUUCAUCAGAAAUGCCUCAAACAUCAUUGGAGAUUUCAGGAAAUGCUUUGUGAGUAGCAUCAGCCAAGUGCAACCACCAAACAGCAAAUGAAACUCUUCCCCCACAAGUAGGACUACAAGUGGCAUAUGGUUUAUUGAAUCAGAUAAAACAAAGAUAAUGCUGCUGCAGACAACAUUCUUGUUGAGUUUGUAUCUAAAUUGUGAAUAUUCUACUGAACCUUGUUUUUAAAAGAUAAUUUGAGAUUUUUUUAUAUAAUGUUAUGUUUCCCCCAUAAACUUACUGUCCUUCUGUGCUUGAGGUCUGGAAUAAACUACUAGCUAGCCUCUGUUGUAGUAAUGUGUGACUUAACACUGACCCCUAGUGACAGCCUGCAGAACUUAACACAAUGCAUACGCCAAUAUCCCAGAGGGAUAAGCUAUGUUAGUCUCUCACAGCAACAAUAAAGAAGAAUCUGAUGACACCCUAAAGACGAAUACAUUUAUUACGGCAUAAAUUGUUGUGGAUUACAGUUUACUUCAUCAGAUGCAUGACGUGGUAUCCUGAGUAGUAGGUAUCUGUUAUGGUUAGAGCAAAGUAAUAUAGUUGGAAGUAGUAGUAGUAGUAAAAUUUGCACACCACCCUUCAUCUGUAGAUCUCAGGGCAGUGCACAACAUAAAAAUAUAAAAACAAAAAAUACAUGAUAAAAACAAGAACAAAAAACCCACAAACCAAUAACACCCCACCCCUCCCACAAACACAUUUAAAAGCGGUAUAAGGUGUUAAGCAGCAGCAGCAGCAGCAGCCACAUACCAGCUGCUGUGGGACAUAUUUGCUCCUUGUCUUUGUACAAAAGAAUGCCAAGUUAUACUUUUGGCUUAAAACACUGGGCACAGAAUCCCUCCUUUAAUUUUGUAGGACUCUGAGAAUUGGGAGGUUCAAAAGACUAAAUUUUAAUUUUCAUUAAAGCUAGAAGAAAAAGACCCAUCAAGCUUCUAGAAGAUCCCACUAUUCUGACCCAACUAUGGUACAUCUCAUGUUCCCACAGGACCAUAUUCUUAUAGGUGGGACUACUGAAGAGUUGUGAAAAAGAAACAGUCUUAUAUCCUAACCCUAAGCCAUAUUUCCAAAUAUGCAGGAUCAGGACCUUGGAUCUUUAAAAUAUGAGUCCUCAUUGCAUCAGCAUGAGUAUGGGCAUCCUAAAAAUAGAGGAUGUAAUUGAGUGGUGGAGCACAUGUUCUGUAUGCAAAAGGUCUUACUGUAGGUUCAACACCUGCCAUCUCCACAUAGAACUGGGAAAUAUCCAUAUCCUAGAAAGCCUCUGCUGGCCAACGUAGGCAAAAUUCAUCUGAGAUGGACUACUGGUUCUUUUCAGAAUCAUGCCUUCUAAAGUCACUAUGACUCACAGACUUCUAAUGAGUCCACAUUAUAAGUGGAAAUUCUUCUCCGCCUCCAUUCAGGAAAGUAUUUCUUAUUUAAGGUAUAGCUGAACUUGUCUUUUAUUUGUUGUCAUUGGUUGGGUUAAGCGUGGAUCUGUGAAGACUUUUCAUUAUUUUCUGCUUCUUUUAAACUUCCAUGCCCUUGAAGAAUUGUAGUCUAGGGCAGGUGUUUUGCCUAAAGCUUAAGACUGACUGUGAAAUGGACCUUAGACUACAGAUUUUUCCUCCCUGUUCUUCCUACAAUCCAGAAAGGGGGUGGUGCUAGCAAGAACAAGGUUAAAGUCACUGUUUUGUCACUUUCUUUUAUUUUUAUGCUAAAUACUGUAUUUGCUUCUAAAUCCCAUUUAAUUUAUUUCCUGUGUUGGUCCUUUGGGAAUUUCCAACAGAUUGUAUCCAUCUUUCCAUAGACUGCCUAAUUACAUGGAUUAAUAUUUAACAUUGCAGUCCAAUGCACAUUUACUUGCAAGUAAAUCCCAAUGUGUUCAGUGGGACUUAUUCCCUAGUUAAGGUAUACAGUUGUACCUUUUUAGAAGAAACAUCAGGAUCUUUUAACCAGAUCCAGAAUCCAGAAAUGUUUUGUCUUAUAGCCUGGCCUUAGGCCUUCAGAAUACCCUGAAUAAAAUAUUAGUAUUCAGUGAUUCAUACUAUUAUGGUGGCUGCAUGUUAAAUUUUAUCCUUGCCCCCAAGAUUCAUUUGGAUUCUGUAGGCAGUGAUUCAGGAGAUAAAUUAUUGUAGGGUGUAAAAUGAAGCAUUUAAUCAUGAACUUACAAUAAAAUGAUCGCACAGUAGAAUAAAAAUGCUAGCUAUCAAAACUUAAUCACUGAGCUUAAUAUGAAAGGGAAAUAAUUUUCUAAAUGUUUACAAGGAGAUAAGUAAUUAUGCAACCUUUAGAAGACAUCUGAAGGCAGCCCUGUGUAGGGAAGUUUUUAAUUUUUGAUGUUUUAUUGUGUUUUAGAGUAGCUGGGGCGACCCAGUCCGAUGGGCAGGGUACAAAUAAUAAAGUUGUUGUUGUUGUUGUUGUUGUUACUACUACUAUUACAUGCCAUCAAAAGCAUUUAUAAAAGUAAGCACAGAUAUUAAAUUGUUCAUAACUGAGGCAUUUCUGUUGACAGGAGGGAUUGAUUCUCACAUACCAUAUUGUAUGCACAGUGCAUUCUUCUGCUUGAGAUUCUUUAGCUGGAACCAUGUUUCUCAGGGACUGGUCUGAAUGAAGGACAUGUGGGGUAAUUCAGCUGUUGAAGCUAAGCGGGCCUGACUCUCUAAGCUUGGAAAUCUAAUUCUGAACUCCUUUGAGUUAGAGUCAGAUAAAAGUGUUAUAGGUAAAUUUAACAAAUUUACUUGAUUUGAAAUGGGGGAAUAUUAAUAGCUACCUUGGACCAGUGACACUUUUUUCCUUUGAUGGAUGAAGAUUAAAAUUUCAUUAACAAAGCAAACCUAAAAUGGAGAAACUGCUACUUCUUAAGCUCUGAUGGUUCACAGUGGCCAGGGCAGAAGUUGCAGAAGUUUCCACACACACCAACUGGGUCUUCUAAUACCUCCCAAUUGAGAAAAUAAGAUCCAGAGCUGGUGUGCUUUUUGCCCCUUUCAGGGUCAUGUCAGAGGAACAAGGGGGCUUUGAAUUCAGUACAUCUGAGUCUUGCCCUGAUCCAUCCCCAGUAUGCCCUCUUUAUGGCCUACUGCCUUUGAAGCACCACCAGCCAGUAGAGUAACAGCUGUUGCACUGCAGAGGUCUCUGCCUGUGAACCUUCCCUCUUCACCCACAGAAAGUGAAACAUCCUAUGGCGGCUCAGCCACCCACCCAGGAAGUAUAGGAUUGCUCCCUUAAGCUUAGGAUAGAAUUGUGCCCUAUGGCUCCAAUCCAUUGUGCUCAGUAACCCUUAAAGGUAAAGGUAAAGGGACCCCUGACCCUUAGGUCCAGUUGUAGCCGACUCUGGGGUUGCGGCACUCAUCUCGCUUUAUUGGCCGAGGGAGCUGGCGUACAGCUUCCGGGUCAUGUGGCCAGUAUGAAUAAGCUGCUUCUGGCGAACCAGAGCAGCGCACGGAAACACCGUUUACCUUCCUGCCGGAGCGGUACCUAUUUAUCUACUUGCACUUUCACGUGCUUUCGAACUGCUAGGUUGGCAGGAGUAGGGACUGAGCAACAGGAGCUCACCCUGUCACAGGGAUUCAAACCGCUGACCUUCCGAUCGGCAAGUCCUAGGCUCUGUGGUUUAACCCACAGCGCCACCCACGUCCCUCAGUGACCCUUACCUCUGACUAAAAAUUACCAGGCCCUCCCUGUAAGACUGUAGUCCUAAACACACUUUCUACGGCUUAAUUCAGAGUAAACAUGUAGAGGUUGGUGCCUAACAGCAAGGAUAUAAAUAGCAGAGCACAUGGACAACUGAGAUUUCCAUCUGUAUAUUUCCUGUGCUAACACUUCUGCCAAGUUUUGUUUAACAAACAGAUGAGCCUACUAUAAAAUGAUACUCAGUUGGGCAUAUGGCGUAUGUUCUUUACAAAAAUAAUAAUAUGCAUGCAUGCAUGCAAAAAGAAUUCCUCUGCUUAGAUUGCACUACUGACAGGUAAGUUCAGGCUGAAGAAAGGGUAGGAUUAGAAAUGGAAAUGGCACAUCCUGUGUACACUUACUUGAGCUCGAUUGGACAUCUAAGGAAAUGUGUGUAUGUGCUGUAAAUGUUUCAGCCUCAAUACACAUGAGCAUCUGUGCUGGUUUUUGAAUGUUAGCAUAAGCAAUUGAUAUGGCUUAUAAAGGGAUACGUUGAGGAUGCUUAAAAAUUCCUCAUCUUAAAAAUUAAAAUAGCAUUGGGGAUGUCCCCUUUUUAUCCCCUUUUCUAGUGCAGUGGCGGAAGCGGAUGGUAUUGAGCCACUGAUCAACCUUCUGAGUUCUAAGAGAGAUGGGGUCGUUGCAAGUGCUGCUACUGUUCUCACCAACCUGGCCACCCAGGAGCCUCUGCGUCUCAGCAUCCAGAGCCAUGGUAUUAUGACGGCAGUUGUAGAACCACUGCAUUCCACCAACAGCAUAGUGCAAAGCCGAGCAGCUCUUACCGUCGCUGCAGUUGGUUGUGAUGCUGAUGCCAGGACUGAGGUGAGGUACAUGCAAUGCAGCAUCUGCUUUGAAAAUCGUGAUGAGGGGGGGGGGGAACUCUGGUAUCUUUUGUUUUGUGCGGCUUUCUUGAAUCAGUGCAUUUAUUAUGCUUCCUAGAAAAGAUCUAGUUUGUGGUUCUUAUAUAAAAAGUAGGAACCAAGUAUGUGCUGUCUUUGUUACAGUAUAUAAAAUUUGUGCAGGGAAAUUUUACCAUGGUGCACUAUGCAAGUUUGGGGGUGGGGUAUGAAUGAAGCAAACUAGAGGUGGGGUAAUAGCUUCAUAUUGAAGCAUAUGCUUUUGUAUACAGAAGAUCCCAUGUUCAAUCUCUGGUUUCUUCAUUUGAGGGAUAUCAAUGGAGCCUCAACAGGGACUGGUGUUUUAUUGCAAGUGUAUUCUUCAGCAUGCUCUUGACACAAUUAAUACAGUACUGGUGGUGGAUUUAUUCUGCUUCAGUUUGUUCUGAGAAGCAAACACAGUGCAAACAUAACCUUCAUUUUUCAGCCUAGAGUGUUGCCAAGUGCUGACAAUAUUCCUACUUGAAUGAAUGUAUCCUUUGACAAGCAAGCAAUAUAUCUUUAUUUCUUUUUUAGUUACGGAAUUCAGGAGGGCUUGAGCCUCUUAUUAAGCUCCUAUAUUCUAAACAUGAUGAAGUCCGAAGAAAUGCCUGUUGGGCUGUUAUGGUUUGUGCAGCUGAUGAUCCAACCGCUGCUGCAAUGACCAGGCUAGGGUGAGUAGUAGGAAUCCCAAAGUGACUGUUAAUGGUGACUGCAGAACUUGUAAUCAAGAAUUUACAUGUGUGUGUAAUGCUCCUGUUCAGGGUUCUAGUCAGCUGGCCAUGCCCUUCUUCAGGAUACUCCAUUACAUUCUCACUUCCCUUAGUUUACAUUUCCCUACCAACAACCAGCAUUAUGUGCCUGAACAUGCUCAGUCUUAAUGGCUUUUCAUUAUGCCUGCAUAUCCCCCCUCUUUCACACCCACAGAAGUUUUUUUCUCCUGAAUACUUUUUUUUACUUCUACAAACAUUGGCAGUUUUGCAAGCCUCCUGAUAACCACCUCCAUGUGUACAGGUAAUGCUGUUUUGACUACAUAAGGAUGCCUGCUCUGAGAAUUUCACUAUUGUACAUAGAGAUGUAUUUUUAAUUUCUUAAAUUUUGAUUGAGAUAAAUUAUUUCACAGCUUAUUCAGGCACAGUUUUGCACCACUGUAACUGUUAUACAGUGGUCUUACUAUACAGAGAACUAGAAAAGACUUAGUUCUACUAUACAGAGAACUAAAACAGACAUAACUGAUUGCAGAAUGAGUCUCUUUGCCAUAACAGAUCAGGCUAGAUCAGAUCAGAUAUUAAUAGGCAUUAUAUUAUAGUAGAAUAAGAUUUUUUUUAAUGGGUUAGAGUACAAAGAACCCUUUUUAUUGUGUACUUCUGUUUCUGGAACAGUGCUUUAGAUAUCCUUGAAGAAAUUAACCUGUCCAUUGGGCGCAAAAACAACUUCAGUGAUGCAGCUUUGGAUAAAAUACUUGAUCACAACCUUCCACAGAAAUAUAGCCAAAUGGGUUUUUUAACAUCCAGCAACAUAAUAACAGAUGGGUUCUAUGACUUUGGACAGGUAAGUUUACUUUAAGUAUGUUAAAAUCUUCAGAGGGCUACUGCCCGUCUUCUUGCUCUAUUUAUAAACCCUGUGUAUGAAUAAUGCCCCAAAUAAUUUGCGAGCUAAGACUUCGCAUACAUGAAACAACCCAUCAUACUUCCAUUAGCUGAUGGGCUGGCAAGUUCCAAUGCAGUGAGGCAUAAAAAAUGACAACUACCCAGCUUCAAUUGCAGCCAAUUGCAGCUCAAAUGGCAGCACAGGGUGUAGGGAGGGGAUGCAUGAGGCAGUCAGUCUUGGUUGGCAGUAUGCUGAGAAACACCCACUCCAGGGCUGAUACGCAUUCUAGUUCUGACCUUGGUGGGCCUUUGGAUUCUAUUAAAAUAUAAAUUAGAGCUUACAAACCCUAAAGUCCGCUAUGCCUGCUCCAGUCAGGGUCGUACCUAGGGGUUUGUUAGGUUGGCCCCCUCUGACUUGGAGUGGCUAGGAGCCCGUCUGUCUGCACACUCCCUGAGCCAAUCCUCUGCUGCUUUGAGGGGCAGCCGGGCAAGAUUUACCGUUUUGGUGGCUCACCUAGAGACAGUCAAGUUUCCUUGAAACCUACAUUGACUUACAUCUUGUGCUUCAUUCUAAUCUUCCUACAUAGGUAAAACCAGGUGUAAAACUACUGUCACUGGAAGAACUCAGUGCUCAGCAGCUUAAUGAUCGCCGUGCUAUAAUCUUAGUAAAUUCUAAAACACCAGAACUGUGAGUCUGUUAAACACUACUCUGACCUGUAUUGCAUAGUACAUGAGAUUGAGGACUCUGCAAAAAAGAUUUCUGGGAGAUGUUUGCGGGGGGUGGGGUUGUAGGGAGGGGAAAUCAGCAAACAUCUCCUUCCUUCCUCUUCCAUUAGCAAACCUAUCUAGAUCAAGAGCCUUUGCACUCACAGAAGGCUACCAACUAUCUACAAUUUGUGGAUAAUUUUGUUUUUAUCACUUUUAAUUAUGCUAGGAAUUUAGGAAGCUGUCACAUCACAUUUUAGUCAAAGCGUUGUUGUGCAUUGGGUUUUUUUAAAACAACUUUCUCAACACCUGCAGUUUAAGUUGAAGCCAUCUUGCAAACAAAAGAAAACAUCCAAGGAAAGACUGAAAACAGGAAUACAUAGAAGUGGAAAAGAUAAGAAAGAAAACACACAACCCAAAAAGGAAAAAAAGUGAAUAGAAUGGCAGGGAUACUGUCUAAAAGACCAUGAAAAGAAAGGAAUGCCUCUAGUUGCAUCCCUCUUUGAAGGUUACACACAUCCUCAGUCCAGUCCCAUGUACUUCAACAGGCUUUUUCCUGCUGACACCCCACCUAGACUAUUCUUAGGAUAGGGGUUUGCUAGCCUGUGUGCUGGAGCUGACUGCCAAGAAUAUUUUUGUAACCCCCAAUAAUUUUUCUUUUAAAAACAAAACAAAAAAUCUCUUCUCUUGAGGGGUCCCCCAGGUGACACCCCCGCAUUUGUUCAGCAACCCAAAAAUUGGGUGCCUCUAACUUGAUUUACUUUGAAAGAUGCUUCUUCUCCUUCUAUCUCAGCACCACUCCCUCUUUCCUGUGCUCUGGGGCCUUCUUGAAACAGCAACUGUUGCAAAUAGGACUUAGAGCUCAGGAAGGAAUACGCCUUCAUUUUUCGUGACCACUUACUUCUCCUCUCCCCACCCAGACACCAGCUGGUGCCAGUAGCCAAGUCCCCUCCAUGGCAGGGGCUCAUGGGGUGCUAGCGCUAGGCUGAGGACGCAGAGGGGAGGGGAGGAAGGAGGGUGCCCCGGGACAGAGGGCGGCGUCUUACAUGUGCUCUCACAUGACAGUGAUGGAGCAGGCUGGGGAGGAUCAGCAUAAUCCAUUUUUUGGGCAGGGCUCCCCAAAAUAUUUUGGGGGAGGCUGAAAGGAUCUGGGCUCCUUAGAAUUGGCACUUUGAAGGGGGCCAUCUAAAUGUAGUGUGCAUACUUGACUGCCUAUCUGUGAGAUGUGUGUGUGGUCUGUACAUGUGCUGUAAAUAUGGCGAGGGUUUGUGUGCACAUGCACAUCUGUGUAAAGGAGUGGCUGUUGACCAUUUUGGCCAAAUCUACAGCAGGAGUGUGGCCCAUUGAUUGAAAAAGGAUAGGCAUCCCUGUCUUCAGGCAUGCUCCUUUGCUCCCCGUGUGAUAUGUACUUCUACUUUUUUGUACAGAUUACAUUUUAUUCUGUUAUGUGGGCAAAAUACUUAUUUGUCUGAUAUUAUGGUGUGCAGCAACAGCAUAGCAUCCUUUAUUGUUCCAGUGAACUCACAGCUCCUCCUGUUGCAACAGAUGAAAAAUCACCACAAGAUUUUCUUAGCAGCCGAGUUACAACCUCCAGCAGUAGUACUAACAGAAAAAUUAGUAGAGAAAGAGCUAGGUAUGUAUUUGAGCUUUGGAAUCACAGUUUCCCUCUGGGUGUAAUUCUAAACUUGAUGAAAACUGUUCUGAAUUAGGUGAAAAUGAGUAUGUUUAGACCAACCAAAUAUGCAUCUCCCUGGUCAGCAUUUGAAACCAGAAUGAGGAAGUAAAAUUUGAAAAUUCAUUCAAUUCAUUCAUUCAUUGCAUUUAUAUACCACCUUCCUGCCAAGGCAUGCAGGGCAGUCUGCAGUUUUAAAGGACUGAAACUAAUCAUACAAUAUCUAAACACCAUUUAUCCAAAAUCUGUGCUAAGCAGAGGAAACCCUUAUAAAUUGCAUGCAACAGUAUAAGCGAGAUCUACCAACCCAAAUGUAAUAAGGACAAAAUAUAUAUGACAUCCAACCCCCCAGUAAAUAUUUCACAAUCCCUGUGGCUCCCUUCAUGCAUUCUUGAUUCCGCAGAUACAGUCCUUCUGAUUUCCCGCAUCUAAUGUAAUCGCUUAAGACAACUGCACAACAUGAUUUAUAUACAAUAAUACACAUUAUAAUGAAAGAAGUGUGAAAUAACAAUGCCAUCAACAGUCAUGUAUAUUUUCCCCAAUGCAGAUCUGCAUUCAAGCAUGAAAAACUUUAUCUCUGUUCCUUGUUGCCAGUAACAUCUGGUUUUGAUUGCUACUGACUAUAUGCUUUUCUCUGGUGUAAAAAGCCAGUCUUCUAAUUUUUAUAUUUGGUUUAAAAUGUCCAGUGAAUUAUUAGGGUUGGAUCCAAUCUAAGGUCACAAUCCCAGAUCUGUGGCUUUCUAGAUAACAAUGGACUCCAACUCCCAUUAGCCGUAGCAAGCAUGGUCAACGGUUAGGGAUGAUGGAAGUUGUAGGUCACCAACCCUAGAAGGGCCACAGGUUCCAUACUCUCUUACCUGGAAAUAAAUCCCAUUGAACUUAGUGAAGUUUACUACUGAGCAGACAUGUAUAAUGUUGCACUGUUUUUGUAUAAUGUUGCAAUGUGAUAGCUCCCAUUUAAAUCAAUGAACUUGUUCAUCAUUAAUAACUUUUUAUACUGAUUUCAGUAGGACCUAAGUGCAACUAAAUUAGUCUGGUUCCAGUUCAUUGUAAAUAAGUAUUUAUUCUGCUAUUGUAAUUGGUAAUAAGUUAAUGCUUUUUCUGUUUUUGUUUAUUUGCUUGCUUGCUUCCUUGCUUGGUAUUUAAGAAAUGGGGGGGGGGGGAUAAGGUUAAAUGCAGGGAAGAAGCAUUUUAUUAACCAGCAUGCUAAUUUAUCAGCAGCUAGCCACCUUGAAUGCAUUCCUUAUGAAGGUGCUACCAGUAGCAGAGCCUCAUGCUCCAGCACCGGGGGGCGGGGCAGACUGCCCCUGGUGAGCAGGCGGGGACGGGGCUGCCGUGCGUCCCAGGGGUAUGGCUUGCAUCCUGGGGGAGUGGCGCGCUGCCUGUGGGGGCGUGGCGCCCAGCGCAGGCAGGGAACAGCCGCGAUGGCACCCCACUGGGAUCGCGCUGCGGGGGGGUGCACUCCCCCCACCCCCUUUCCUCCACCAGUGGGCGCUACUCUCCAUUUUCAGUCUCUUUGUUAGUAUUAGUGUUAGUGUUCCACAAUGAACCAUAUACUUUUUAUUUUGCCUUUGGUUUUGUCUGAGGAUAACCUGGAGGUUUUUAACAUCACUGCCACUGCCACUGCCCUCUAUGCAAUGUGUGCACAACACCCUAAGAAUGCCUAUGCCUUGUACAAGUCAAGGAGAAAUGGGAAAUUACUUUGUAAUUUCUAUAGCUCAAUCGAGGAGAAGGAGAAGCCAGAAUCUCCAGGACGGUCUUUUUCGGUCAGUAAAGGAGGUGGUAGAGAGAAAGGAUCGAGGUACUUUUAUUCUUAUUAAGAGCUUCUUCUUAUUCUUAUUAAGUAUAGAAGCUUGAGACUAUAAUUAUUGUUGCAAUUAUUAUUAUUAUUACUAUUAUUAUUAUUAUUAUUACUAUUAUUAUUACUAUUACUACUAUUUAGUUAUCCUACAGCACAAUCCAUAUACAUGGUGCUUUAUAAAGAUUAUACCCCAAGGGGCUUCCAAUCUAAAAAAAGACAAAGGGAAGGGGAGAGAAAUGGAGCCAAGGGAUAAGCACGGGUAAAAUAUAUGAUUACACAUAAUAAAAACAAGUUUCUACAACCACUCAGAAAUCCAGGCAGUUGUUUCAGAUUCUUCCAAAUACAUAUUCCAUAUGUACUAAUUUUGUUUUUAUUCUAAGAUACCAUAUUGGUUGAUUUUAGCACAUGUUAGACUGGCAGGGUGGGCUAACAGCACUGUAUAAAAAGCCUUUGCUGUCUAUGUCCCUAGCACUUGAGGUCAUGGUGUAUCCUUUACUGGGGAUCGCAGUUGCAUAGAAAGCAGAGCAUUCCCAAAGUUUAUAUAGGAUUAAGUCCUCAUUUUAGCUAGAAGUAGGUAAUCCUCCCCAAGCAAGAUUCAGACACUAACAGUGCAAUCCUAUUGAUGACCACUCAGAGAAGUAAGUUAACAAAAUGUCAAUGACACUUGCUAUCAAGUAAGCGUGUCUAGGGUUGCAGCAUAAAUCUAGGAGGAAGGAUGAAUGCAGGCUGUGCAGAGAAACAGAUCUAUGUUUGUGUUUGGUGGCUUUAGAGUAGCUUUCUUUGUGUCAACCCAGCAAAACAGCUUUAUUGAUUUUUUUGUUGUUGUUCCACUGCUGUUUGAUUUGUUUUUAUUUUAGGUUGCUUUGGGUUUUUUGCUUCCUUUUAAGUUUCCUGCUUUUUAAAAGGAAAGCCGUUGGAUUCAUGGAAGUAUUGUUUUUAAAACAUCAAUGUCUAUACAGGACCCAAUUCAGCUCCUUUAUAGUUAUGCUUAUGCAGCUGACUCCACCAGUUAAAACCUCAUAUUCUAAUUUCCAAAAUGUUAGCAUUUCCCAACAGGCAGGGUAUCCAUCACAAAUGAAUUUUGGUCAAAUUCUGGGUCAGAUGUGAAGGCUGCUUCCACAAUGGACACGAUGCACACAUUUCGUCCCCAGUGUGAUCUUUCGGAAAUGUAUGAAAGUGGUUGAACAGAGUGUGUAACAGCUGUUUUGAAUUAUGAUACCGAUAAUACAGCUAUCACAGGAGCAAUUCACACAGUAUUUCUCCCGAUUAUUGAGGUCCCACAUUUUCCACUCGUCUGUCAACAAUAUAUGCAGAUGGUUAAAACCAUACCUGGCCACACUUGUGCUCAUGAUCACACAGAAUAACAAACAUGUGACUCAUAGGAUAAAUGGAAACAGCUGGCAGCAAUUUUUGUUAAUUUGGUUACAGUUUUUCCGGGUCCCUUUAAUCCCAGGAACUGCAGUUAGUGGCUCUAUCCACCUAUCACCCAGCUAACAGAGAUCUUUCCGCAUCUUGUUCUAAAGAUGGCUUGAGACUACUUGCAUAUUUGGUGGGUUCAUGUUUGCUAGUUUCUGCAAACAGACUCUUUAAUUCUUUAAUUUUUAACAGAUGCCUUUUCUACCCACAGGCCUUCAAAGCAGCUAACAAAUUGUUUAAAACCCAUAAAAAUACACAGCAGUAAAUUAAUUAAAUUAAUAAACCGAAUACAGCAGCCCAUCAAAUAUAAAAAGACAGUAGCAAGUAAAAAUAAACUAUCAAAGCCAGAGCUCAGAUGAAAUAAAAUAUUGUCUUAAGUCUGCCUUAAAGCAUCCUGGAUUAUUUAAGCAAAAAGGCUAACACUAGCUGAUCUCAGCUUCCCUUUUAAGCCGCAAAGGGAAGGCAUUCUUCUGAACUCACAAAUGUGAGAAAGAAAGGAUAAUAUCUAAUAAAGAUAUUCUCCUAGCAUCUAAUCACAUACGAACAGUAACUGCAUGCUGGAAAGCCUGUUUUGUGGAGGUAAUGCAAACCUCAGGUGACAAGGAUUUCCACAGUCUUGGUGUCUCUGGUGACAUGAUACUGCCCUGUGCUAGUGCCAUCCUAGUACCGUCAGUAGUAGGAUGCAAAAUAGGGCCCUAUCUAUACUUAGAAAGUAGACAGGUUCAUAUGGGAAAAGGCCAAUCAAGAAAAUAACAUAGGAUCUUAGCCGUUUUGCGGUGGUGGUGGUGGUGGAAUGGCUUUCUAGAAAAGGGCGAUGGUGGGGGGCCUAGGUAAAGGUAAAGGGACCCCUGACUGUUAGGUCCAGUCAUGGCCGACUCUGGGGUUGCGGCGCUCAUCUCACUUUAUUGGCCGAGGGAGCUUCCGGGUCAUGUGGCCAACAUGACUAAGGCGCUUCUGGCGAACCAGAGCAGCGCAUGGAAACGCCGUUUACCUUCCCGCCAGAGUGGUACCUAUUUAUCUACUUGUACUUUGACGUGCUUUCGAACUGCUAGGUUGGCAGGAGCUGGGACCAAACAACGGGAGCUCACCCCGUUGCGGGGAUUCGAACCGCCGACCUUCUGAUUGGCAUGCCCUAGGCUCUAUGGUUUAGACCACAGCGCCACCUGCGUCCCCAGGGGCCUUUGUGGGAGCACACAAAAAGGCACGUCCAUUUGAACAUAAGGCUAGGUGUUGUGUCAUUGGAAAGAGGCAGGGAAUUCUAAUCUAAUGGUGAUUAAAGCAUCUUGGGGAGAGAGAGAAUAUCUCUUUCUUUCCUCUAAGCUGACAUACCUAUUUACUUUCACUUAAAUCAGAGCAUGUGGGAAGCAUUCCUAAUACCCCUGUGCUUUUUGCAAAAGAAAAGGGAAAGGGAAAAAGGAAGAAGAAAAACCCAAAGAAGAAGAACCGGAGCCAGUGAUGCCUAAAAUAGUCGAAGAAGUUCCUCUAAAGGCCUUAUGGUAUCCCCCUGUUGAUUCCAUCUUGGUGGAUUACAUUACUGAGGUUUCCAAAACAAUUCUCCCACUACCAACCACGAAAGAACAGGUUGUAGCCCUUGCGCAGUGAGUACCAGGACAAUGUCUUUUCUGUGAAUUCAAAGUAAAUAUUUUAAGGGAUUGAUUUAGAAAUCUACUGAAUAUAGUCCCCAUUUUGACCUCCUUUCCUUUACCAACCCUUCAGAGAGUUCGUCUCUGUUUAUUCAGUAUUGUGGGUCCUUUUGGUCACACAUUGUCUGCAGAACAGACUUAAACAGCUUUCAAUUUCAUGUAAUUGAAAGGUAAAAUAGGACUGACAAAUAAUAAAAGGAAUAGUCUUUUAAAAGCCUAAACAAUACAAAGGUGCUUUUUUUAAAAAAAAGUUCCAACAUUCAGGAAGGGUUUUAAAGGUUGAAAAUACAAAUGUAUUUUUAUGGCUUUCCUGGAAAUUGACACAGCCCAAAAUUGACACAGCUGAGGGAGUUUCAACACUGAGGCAUCACUUCAUGAAAGACUGAACUCCUUGUAGUGCCAGUUAAUCUCCAGUUGUGACAGCUUGUGGAGCAAGAACUUUCCCAGAGCUUCUGAGGUAGCAAGCUGGUUUAUAUGGGAACAGAUACCCUUAUUUAUAUCUGUACUGUAGAUGAUUUUUUCUUCCUCAUACUUAUUUUUUAUUAUUUAAAAGGAUCUAAGCGCUGUAGGAAAAAAGAUCAGCUCCUACUCACAAGCCUUGAGAGAUCACGUAGAGUCAGCAAAGCAGAUAAGAACUGGAAGGGGAAUGUGUGCAUCUUUGAAAGUUAUUGAGAUGGAUAAUGUAAUAUAACAUAUUUAAACACCAGUUAACAGUGCUAGUAUUAAACCUGAUUAAAUAUUGUGACAAUUGUUAAUGUAAGUCACUAUUGGAUUUUAAAACAGGUUUGUUGCAGAAAAGAUGGGCGGUCCAAUCGAAACAGACAAAUUGCAUGAAUUCAGCUGGGAACUUCAUAUAAGUGAAAUUGAAUAUGAACUGAAAUGCAAUGUUGUGCCUAUUGGGAAGAUCAACAAAGGAACCUUCUACCAUAGGGCCUUGCUUUUCAAGGUAAAGUCAAUUACUCAGCCAGAUACAAGUUUCAUUUUAAUAGCACACAGCAUAUGCUAAUGUAUAUCAACUUCAAUGUAUCCUUGCUGUAGUGUUAUUCAAACCUUAUUUAUUUGUGUACUUAAGUCAUUUUGUGUUUGGUUAGUAUUGAUUUCUCAUCAAGCAAAGACACACAGUCCUAUUCUGUAAACACCAUUUAAAAUCAUUGGGAGAGAAGUGUGAGUGAUGUUAAUACAUUGCUUUAUUAAAAGCAAAAUAAUACAAAUGACCAUGUUGAUGACUGGUGCAGUGCUGUGAGUUAUCAUCUCAGCUAUAUAUUACUGCAAUAUGUUAUAUGUAGGGCUGCCUCUGAAGAUAGUUCGGAAUUCAGCAGCCAGGUUGCUCACUGGGGCAAGGUUUGAGCAUAUAAUGCCAAUUUUGGCCCAACCACAUUGGCUGCAGUCAAUUAGUUUCUGUCUGGGCCCAAGUCAAAUUGCUGCUUUUCACCUAUAAAGCCUUAAAUGGCUCAGGACUGCAAUACCUCAAGGACCACCUCUCCCCAUAUGAACUGACCUAGAUGUACCCUGCAAUCAUCAUCUGAGGCCCUUCUUUAUGUGCCACCUCUAUGAUAGGUCCAGAGGGUGGCAACAAAAGAACAGGCCUUUUCUGUGGUGGCUCGCUGUUUGUGGAAUACUUUCCCGAGGGAGGCUCACCUGGCACAUUCAUUAUAUAUCUUUAGGCACCAGGCAAAAACAUUUUUCUUUGGCCAGGCCUCUGGCUAAUUAAACAAUCUAUGGCCUUUUAGGCUGUGGAAGGUUAUUGUUUUGUUUGUAAUUAUGUUAAGUAUUUCUGUGUUUUUAUACUGUAAACCGCCCUGUGAUCCUGGGAUGAAAGGUGGUAUGGUAUAUUAUUGUUGUUGUUGUUGUUGUUGUUGUUGUUGUUGUUAUUUCACUGAUAAGCUAGACACUAUUUCUUGCCUUUAUACCCCUCUUUGCAGCAUGGACAUAACAGUACAAACCUACCUUACUGGGUUAUUGUGAGGGUAGUUUCUGUGAAGUAUUUUGAGCAUUUAGGAAAAGCACAAGAUAAAUAUUAAAUAUUUAAAAGGCUAUUUUUCCUCCAAGGGAUAAUUCUCUCUAACAGCAAACUUAAUGGUCUUGUGCUUGGGCAGUGAAAUGGCAACUCCCACAGGCAAACACAAUACAGUAUUGAAUGAUUUCUAUUCAGGAUGGAAAAUGCAUGGUACAAUCUUUCUGCUCAAUCAUUUUCCUCCUGCUUAUUUUCCUCUUCUCUCCAUGUACAGUUUCCCUUUUGUAGCAUGUCUUUCAAAUGGUAAAGCACUAUUUUAAACUGCAAGCCCUUCAGUGCAGUGACCAAAAAGCAGUAUGUCAAUGUAAUAAAAAUAAAGUAAAAUAUAUCUCUCAUCUGGUUACUUCCUCCCAUAGGUUCUAGCAGACAGAAUUGGUGUUAGCUGCAGCUUAGUCCGUGGAGAGUACACCAGAGCAUGGAAUGAAGUGAAAUUGGUUGAUGAUUCUCCCUUGGGAAUACCUGGACUUCUGCUUCCCCCUCAAGUAUAUAUUGUAGAUCUCAUGUACCAGCCAGGCAAUCUAAUGAAAGAAGGCAGUCCAGAGGCAGAUCGCUAUGGACGUAUUUAAUUAUAUUUCCAGAGCUCUUUGAAACCAAAAGCUGCUUGUUCGUAAAGCUAAUUAACACAGAGAGGUUUGUAGGGCUCAUUUUCAAAGAUGGGCUGGGUGCCAGCUGCAGCACCUUUACAUGUACUGAUGAAUCUAGAUAGGCGAGCUGGGUCUUUUGUUUUACUACAUGGAGAUUCUGUCUUAAAAAAAUAUUUGGGGAGCGCACAGAAUUUCAGUAGAAGUUUUGCUUAUAUUUUAAUCAUAUUUUAUUUAUAUUAGUCUUUUGGAAUAAAAUGCAGAUACCAG
Molecule: messenger RNA, 56063 nt
Organism: Podarcis lilfordi (Lilford's wall lizard)
Lineage: Eukaryota; Metazoa; Chordata; Lepidosauria; Squamata; Lacertidae
Source: the annotation of a GenBank genome assembly